Pelobates cultripes (western spadefoot toad) is the source of this 47572-nucleotide messenger RNA. NCBI's taxonomy places the organism in Eukaryota, Metazoa, Chordata, Amphibia, Anura, Pelobatidae. The record is from the annotation of a GenBank genome assembly.
AUGUCUGUCAUUGUAGCACUAGUCAAGAAACUCUGGUGUAUUAAGAGAUACAUUGUAUUGAUUGCAACUCCACUCAUUCUCCUGCCUAUACUAUUCACACUUCCACCAAAGGUAAGGAAUGCCUGUUAACCCCUUCAGUGCCACAGAGGUGAGAAAAAUCUAACUACUGAACAGAUUCUGAAAGAAUUCAAGUUAUUUGCUUGUUCCCAGUUGGGAAAAAAUAUAUUAGUUAUAGGUUAUACAUUAUAUGUUAAAAUGCUGCCCACAGUCCUCUGGUCCUUGAAGGGUUAAAACAGGGAGCUUAUUCUGCAAAGUUCUAAGGGUAGAGUUAUCACCAUGGAAACCAAUGGACUCAAUCCCUGCAGUGAAUUGAAUUAUUGUACACUUACAUUUAUGCACCCCCUUUUUUUUAAAGCCCCCCCCCCCCUCAAAGCCCCAAAUCUGUUUAGCUGGAUAUACAGAAUGUAAAUGUGUUUAUUCAAACCAACUGUUAUCUUGUUUUAUUGAUAGAGCAAACUGUUCAAUAAUCUAUUUAAAGAGUUAGUUUUGUAAAAGUUGGAAAAGUCUUUUUUUUUUUUUAAAUUGGACACUGUAUUCAUGUCAGUUUAUCUUCUGUUGAGUAUUUUAACCACCUUCAGAAAAAUGUUUUAUAUUAACUCUGACACCAGCAGCAUUAAAACUUUUUUCUUUUAUAUUUAUUCCACUACAAUUAUCCUUUUUUCCAUUUAGAGCACGCACACAUAUGAUAUAUAUUUUUUUAUUCAGGGACAUAUAAUGCUCUCUCUCUUUCUUUCUCUCUCUUAUAACUUAUCCUUAAUUACUAAUAAAAUAUAAAGGCAACACGUAAAUUCGAUUUCUUUGCCUACCUGCGACAGAAUAAUACAUACAUUCGCUAGUAACAUUUAUUUUGGGGGAUACAUUCAAUUUUUAACUAUUUUAUCAACUCCGGUGCAUUGCUGUUUCUAAGCUAAUAGUUUUCAUAAUGUUUUAUUGUGGGCUUGUAAGUUUAAAAGUGUCAUAAAUUCAAAUAAGAUACAAAAGUAUUUUUUUUUUUAAAGUAGACACCUAGGAGCAUUUAUCUCUUUGACAUCUCUUGUGUGGUCAUUUUGCCUCUAAUAUUUAGUUUAUUAGACUUUAGUUUUGGUUUGGUUUUGCACACACAAACAAAUUAUAUUUUUGCUUUGUAUUUUGUAAGAAAUAAGUGAUCUGCAGGAAUCAUCGCAAUUCAGUUAAAGUGACCCUGUUAUGGCGGUAUUGAUUUUGAGAAAGUCUUAGCAAUCUUUAUGAAGUUUCAAUGCAAUAAAAAUAUAUUUGAGACAAAGUGAGGUCUACUUUGCAUUGUAGUCAUGUCCCAAGUUGACAAAACUUGACAAAAGAUGGAUCAUCCCUUGUCAAGAUUCAACAUAGCUGUCUCCAGCAAUGGCUGUGAGAAUAGGGAAACUUUGGAUUUCAAAGUCUUGUAGGUUUCACACUAGACCCCAUUGGUGUACCUUCACACACUGUACACCACUAAAGUGGCUUGGUGUUUAAGAAAGAAUAUCGUGUUGUGAAGGACAGUUUCAUGUAAGUAUAUCUCCCUUCUAUACUAUCUUUGGACUGCGGUGGGAUUGUCACCUUCUGGAGUCUUUACAAAAUAUGCAAAGAGACUUGGAAGUGGCUUUGCUGCUGUAAAUAAUAUCCUGUGUACACAGGUUUGCCAACAACUUUGUGAUUUUUUUGGACCAAUUUAAUGGAGCACUGCAAAAAACCAUAAGCACUACAGCAUGAUGUAGUGGUUAUGGUGCCAGGAGUUUCCUAGUGCCCAUUGGUUCAGGGUUUAAAAUUUCCAUGAAAUUGUAACACUGGGGAGUAGAAAUAGACCCCAGAUGACUGUGACAUAGACCCUCUAAGCUUGCAAUGGUGCGUAACUUUGAAAGCCUGGUUAGUGGUGUGGGACUUUAAAUUGUAAGCCCUGGUUUGACUUCUUUCUUGUGCUCCACCUAGAAAGUGAUAGUUUUUCUGCAUUUUAACACGCAAUUUGUGUUGCAUUUAAAAAAAAAACAAAUGUUAAGCCCUAUGUUUGCAUUACUAGUACAAUAAAGGAAUGACAUUCACAUAUGGGUUUGUUGUAUUUUUAAGCUUCAGGGCCAAAUCUGAUUUCAGUCUUUUUUGGGUCUUUGACUAAUUUGAUUAAAGGACCACUAUUGGCAACGAGACCACUUCAGCUCAAUGAAGUGGUCUGGGUGCCAGGUCCCCCUAGUUUUAACCCUUCAGAGAAACUGCUAUGUUUGCACUGCAGGGUUAAUCCAGCCUCUAGUGGCGCUUCCGCAAUUUACACUGAGUAAAUCGCACUUAUUUGACACUGGAUGUGCUCACGGACCUCCAGUGUCAAAAAGAUCCCCACAGGAAAGCAUUGAGUAAUGAUUUCCUAUGGGCGGGUUAGAAUGCGUGCGUUCUUCUGGCCACGCAUGCGCAUUCAGCUCCACUCGGGAGCUGACGUCGAAAGAGGAGGAGAGGUCACCACUGCCAAGGGAGCCUGGCGCUGGAUUAAGGUAGAAAAUAAAUGGUUAAUUAACUAUUUAUUCAAUGCCGAACUGGGGCUCUAGUCACCGACUAGAGCAUUUUUGUAUUCCUAACACUAUAGUGUUCCUUUAAUUUCAGUAGCCCACCAUUUAAAUAAAUAAAUUAAAAAAGACACCGUAAGGAACAUUUGUGAAUGCACUUUAGAGUCAAGGAUGGGUUUCUACUUAUUCUGAGUGUUUAUACAGCAAUCGGUGCUAUAUUAUAUUAUAUUUUACUUUGUGUUUUUAUAAGGUCUGUAAUGAAAACAAAAGCAUAUUUUUUUCAAAUUUCACUGUGUGGCCACUUUUUGCAUGUCCUUGUAAGAAUUUGACCAAAAUUGUGUUCUGGAACAUUCUCAAAAUUCAUGCCCGCAAGCGUAAAUGUAAUGUGUUUUCAGCUACAGAAUAUUGUAACGCACGACACACCAGUAGGUGAAGUGGAACCACACCACAAAUGUGCAUGAAGUGCUGUAAUGUCAUGUAGUAAAUAAACAGCGAUUCCUGCUUUUUUAGGAUACGAGAUCACUACCACGGCGAAUCUCAGGUAGUUAUUAUUAUCGCCAUGUAUAUAGCGCUAACAGAUUACGUAGCGCUUAGUUCUAACAGACACCGAAAACAAUGAAGGGGCACUUUAACUUAAAGCACCUUAAUUACCACAGCCCACUGUGGUUAUGGUGUGAACCCAAUGGCCAGAAAGUGUGCCUAUCAGUGUAUUGCAAGAUAUAUACGUAAAACUUACAUUGUGUGCUCUGCAGACAUUUUGGAGUACACUGACUGGACCAUUUUCUCUCCAUGUUGAUUCCCUCCCAGAAUACUUAUUCACAAAAUCCAUCUGAAACAUCACAUUAAUGAAUUUUGGAAUACCCAAACAAAAAACUUUUUUUUUUGAAGGAACCACAUUUUUCUGCCAUGCACAAGUGUAAUAAAUAUUGUUCAUGUAAUGUCGCAAAGAGGCUUACACUAAUUAAAUUCGACUAAAUUCGGGCAUCCCCCAAAUCUAAAUUUGCCCCCCCAAUUCGUGUCAAGGCCACUUUUUUGAGUGACCAUCAUUGAUACACUCACUGACAAAUACACAGUAUUUUGCCAUGUAUGGAAUGCAGAAGGACCUCCUUUGGGAGGACUUUUCUCCUCUCCCGUGUCAGUCAAUUCUUUCGUACAGAAUAACUGAGUGACAGGUGGGAGGAGAAUCUAUUUUUAAAUGGGUUUUUCUCACAAUCUAUACAUCUAUACAUAGGCCAUCAUUGAUACACUAACUGACAAAUACACAGUCAUUGGCACACACACUGUUUAACCAACCCACACUUCACUGGCAGACACACCCACACUUUCACUGACACCCACUCACUGACAUACACAUCCUCACUGAUUUGACACACUCUGACAGACACACCUACACUUUCAUUCACUCACAGACACACACUGACAGCUCGCGCCGCGCUUAGUGAUACCGGGGCCACAUCAUAUUCCGGCUACCAGCAUCACAGAAGGGCACAUGCGAAAGCAAGAAGAGUGGAGGCCACCCGGCUAGAAUAUUUUCACCUCGUGGGGGCCCUAAGGUGGACAGCCCCAGGACACGAAAAAAAACAGUUUGCCUUGUGGUAAAUACAGCCCUGGGACACAUACCUAGAUCAAACAGGGGAACAUGUAUUGCAUAGGUCUGCUGCAGCUUACAAGGUAUCUCAAACACACAAAUAAAUGGUAGUUUGGGAAGGAAUUCUCAAGGGAACACACACAGGUAUGACUUUGUCUGCAUGUGGGCCCUUGAGUAGGCCCAUACCUUAACGAUGUGAAAACAUCGUCAGUGGCAAAGAAGGUAAGUAUGUUUUAUAAUUAACUCAUCUGGAUUCCUCACUUGAAUAGGCCCUUCUGUAGUCUUUAUUGAGGUAGAGGAACCAGGACGUGUAACUUUUAGAAAACUGACAAUUCCUCUUUAAAAGAGCACUCAUGGAAUGGCGAAACAACUACAUCUUGAUAUACUGGUUUUGGCGUACAGACACUGCUCUCUGACUUGGAUAACAAGAAAAACAUGGAUCUUUUUUGAAUAUGUAAAUUUUUACAUUUGUAUGAGAACACACCUCUAGUGGCAGACGGACAGCCAGCCAACAGUAGCACUUCAACCUUAAAGGACCACUCUAGGCACCCAGACCACUUCAGCUCAAUGAAGUGGUCUGGGUGCUAGGCCCCUCUAGGAUUAACCCUUUUUUUAAUAAACAUAGCAGUUUCAGAGAAACUGCUAUGUUUAUGUUAGAGUUAAUCCAGCCUCCAAAUCCUCUAGUGGCUGUCUCAGUGAAAAUAACAGUGAGAAGACGCAAUUGUCCAUAGGAAAGCAUUGUAGAUGAGACCGGCUGAAUGCGCGUGCAGCUGCUGCCGCGCAUGCGCAUUCAGCCGAAGAGGAGGAUAGGAGGCGGAGAGGAGGAGGAGAGCUCCCCGCCCGGCGCUGGAAAAAAGGUAAGUUUUAACCCUUUCCUCUCCCCAGAGCCGGACGGGAGGGGGACCCUGAGGGUGGGGGCACCCUCAGGGCACUAUAGUGCCAGGAAAACGAGUAUGUUUUCCUGGCACUAUAGUGGUCCUUUAAGACAUUUGGUCAUUCAGUGUCAUCGCUCACGGAUUCCAAAAAAAAACUAAAACAAAAAAAGACACUCUAAAAUUAAAAAUUAAAAAGUGUAUUUUUUUUUUUAAUUUUAGAGAACUAAGUUCCUCAGUUUGUAUUAAAUAGCACAGCGCUAUUUUAGCCAUAUAAAUUAUAUGUCAAUGUGUGGUCACACAUUUUGUACCUUAAAUAUAACCUUUUAUAUAAACCCUUAAUCUAUAUCAAUAGCUAGUCUAUAACGAAAGUUUAUUUUUUUUUUUUCUUAGUGUUCUGACAAGAAUAUGUUACUGGGAUCUGCAGAAUGUAAGGGUUGUGUAUAUAUACCAAGUAAAUCCCUGGCAUCCAUUGUUUUCUGUAGGAGGAUAACAUUUAAAUAAGAUAAGAUUUGAAACAUAUUCUUGGCAAGGUGAAAGGCAUAACCAUUAUAAAGUGAUUUUACACAUUAUUUAAAGGAUUACAUAACAUUUUAUGUAAACAUCCCAUUGUACAGCGCUACGCAAUUUGUUGGCGCUAUAUAAAUAAUAAAAUAAUAAUAAUAAUAACAUAGAGCUGUCGCCCUGUGAAAAGGUCAAGACAGGCCCCUUAUUCUUUUAUUUCAAUCCACAACCAACUCCCUCUGCCUUACGUCUUAAAGAAUACCUUUAUGCGGUUUAAAUUGCUAGCAAAUGUAUAGAUUGGGGGAAAAACCUUUUUGAAAAUAGGUCUUUCUCCCACUUCAGUUAAUUCUUUGGAAAAGACUCUAAGCCAAACGAUUGAGUGACAGGGAGAGCAGAAUAGACCUCCCAUAUGUGGUCCUUUUGCACGCCAUGCAUAGCAACCACAGUGCAUGUGCUGUGGUUGCUAUGGUUACAGUGGCUAGGGAGUUUAGGAACUUUAGUGAGCCCCAGUACAAAUAUGUAAUAUAGGGCAUACCACCCAACUGUCUCGACUCCAGUGGGACAGUCAUUAUUCUUAGCAUUAUUAUACUGUAGUUGUUCUGGUGACUAUAGUGUCCCUUUAAAGCGGCACUGUCACGCCGAACUUACCUUUCUCCUAUUGUUUCCUCUUCUCUUCCUCUCUCAGGAUACGUACUUCUUUUUUAUUGCAGAUAUAGUUUUCUUUAAGACAUGUUUUUUUUCCUGGAGCUGACAUUCAUUGACACAAGGAGGAGCUUAAGUCAUCUCCACUUCCUGUGUUAAGGAGGAGGGUGAAUACUUUCUCUGACACAGGAAAUGGAGCUGACUUAAAGGGACACUAUAGGCACCCAACCCACUUCAGCUCAUUUAAGUUGUCUGAGUGCACCGUCUCAGGUCCCUUAACCCUGCAAUGGUAAUUAUUGCAGUUUCUAUUUCUAUUGCAAUAAUUAACUUUCAGGGCUAACUCUACUUCUAGUGGCUGUCUACCAGACAGCCACUAGAGGGAUUUCUGGCCUGUUACCCAUGGAUCCAGAAAUUGCUCUGUAAGUAGGUCAGUUAGGCGACUGCCUAAGGCCUAUCACUUCCAAGUCAGGUCAUCCAAUACCACAUGUAGGCCAUAGAUGGGAGGUCAGCUUCCCGUUAAGAACAGAGAUCACCUCCUCCGACACCAGUGUGUGUAGAUUUUGCAAGUAGUUGAAUAAUGUAGGGUGUAGCAGAACCCCAAGCACUGCAUCUCCAUGUCCACGGCUCCAGGCCUUGAAGGGGGCCUCAUGUCCAUAGAUCCCACAGCUCCAGGUGGCAGGAUCUUGUGUCCACAGGGUAUCCUGCACUCGGACACCCCCAUGGGUGUAUGGACGGCAGCCCUGUCGUCGCUUCAGGCCAGCCCCUGGCCCAGAAGAGGAACGGAUUGUGCAGGCACCUGUCAUGGGCAUCGGAGUGGCAAAAGGGUUGAGUACUUCUUGUCUGUCGUGGAUUCUACUCCAGAACUUCUGGCAUGUUGUGUCAAAUCGCGCUUCAAAGGACACUUUCCAGUCCUGGCUUGUGAUAUCUGGUCGGCUGGGCUGAAGUUCCAACACGGUGGCCAUCUUGGUUGCGCCUCGUGGCUUUAAAGGCACCAGUCAGUCAGGGGUAUCUCCACCUCCGAGUCUGUAAUACCCAGUGGGGACUGGGAUAACCCCCACUGGUCCAAAGGGGGGGAGUAGCAGGGCUGUAGGAUCACACCUCAGUGCACCCUAUCGGCGUCGGGAGAUCGGCCGCUUUUUCCCUCCUCCAGCACGGCAUGCACAGUAGUCCACACAGACAGUCAGAGCUUUUGCUCAGUCUAAGGAUUCAGGUCAGGAACAAUAACAUCUGUCCCUCCACAAAGCCGUGCGAGUGUGGUUAAAAAAAUAGAUUUUAGCCCAAACUGACAGGAACUAUAGAUGACCACGUCUAGCUAUAUUGGAUGUCAGCCCCCCCAUUUUAUUACAAAUGUUUAAUUAACCCAUGGGCAAAUUUCUAUUAGUGGAUGACCAUAAACAAGUUUGUACAGUACAGGUAUGCUGACCAUCUUAAUUCUAGAGUACAUGAUGGCAAACUAUACAGCAGAUAUACAGAACAACUCUACGUGUUGAUACAGUGCAGGUAUGCCAUUUGUCAUCAUUUCCGUCAUACUGGCCUCUUACUUCUGAAGCUGUGCCCUUAAGGGGUUAAAGGGUUAUGGAUUACAAACUGUUUAGCAAAGAAAUGCAAAACAGCCGUUUAAUUGGGUAUUCUAUUUAAGUUGAUUGCUCCAGUUUCUACCCAUGUUGAAUUCGCUGUUAAAACAAUGGAUGAUUUGUAGGGAAAGUGAUUUGUCAGCAACAUAAUCUGGCAGCGCUUGGCUGUCCCAGAGGGCCGUGCAAAACUAUAGCUUCAGCUCCCGUUCUUAAAAAAAGAUUUGUACACUUUAAGUGCCAAUGAGGCUGGCAUUGCUCAUCUGUUCACAAAAAAACAAUAUCACAGUUUUUUUCCAUGCCAGCUGCUUUUGCCAACAUGGAUUUUCCAAAUCUAGUAAAAUAUGUGUAUGUGUUAAUGGUUCUGUAAUCCACCUUAAUCCAAUUUUGUUCAACAGUGGUCUAAAUCUGAUUAACAUUUUCUGUGGUAUUAAAAAUAAACCUUUCAUUCAUCGUUUGGGUUUAGUAACCAAAAAUACAUCGUUUUGCAUGGGCACAGAGAAAGUAAAUAAAAAUACAGAGGGCAAAUUGGUUUUAAAGGGACACACUAAGCAACAUUAAACACUACUCACACCACUCUCAGCCUGAAACAAUAAGAGUGGAUGACACUGGACGGGUGCAAAUGUGACAUUUUUGGGAGUAAUCUUUAGCAAGUAUGCUCACCCAUUACUGAUGCCCAUAUCGGGCACAGUUGACAUUAAAGUGAACAUGUGACAUGUAUACUAAAUUUGUCGAAAUCGCCCUCAUAUACAUUAAAUGUAUCACAUAUUACAAAGAUACAUCAUGUAUUCAAUGUAAAUUGUCAAGUUAUAAUCACCUCCUCUUCUGGGCCACCAUUUUCUUCAUGGGCAUUACUCUUUGUGCAACACCCACCUCGGGUUCUCCCCUUUCUCCUCCUGCAGUUUUCUGUGAUUUGCCCCGCUUGGUAGCACUUCCCCGAGAAGGGCAAAAGUCCUGUGUGAUGACGACACAUUGGAUCAUCAUACUGGAGAACAAAUUUGGAGGCUGACGCGAUGAAUAAUGCAAUUAGGAGGCUAUUUUUAUUCGGAGACUGUGAACAUAGAAAAACACCAAUCACAGUAAUGUUUCUACCGUAGCCUUAAUCAUGCAUUUCGAGAAUGGGCCAACGUUGCAGUAAUUGGUGUUUUUCUAUGUUUUUUUGUCUCCGAAUAAAGAAUAAGAUAGCCUCCUAAUUAUUAUUCACAGUGUUGCCCUCAGAAUUUGUUCGCUUGUAUUUCCCUUGUGGGAAAUCCGUGGGUCAUCCUGAUUCGGUGGAGCACCAGGAAGCAGAAUGCAAAUUUUGAGGCUGCUGGGCGUUUGAGCCCAUUUCCUGAGUGCACGCUCAAUUGUGACGUUACCAUGGCUGCAUCAGUCACUCCAUUCCUAUACUCCUUAGGGAGUGGUAGAAGUGUUGGCUAGAGAAUUAUCAUAAUAACCACAGCGUAUGCUAUAUGCUUGCCAUGUAUGGAGUGCAGAAGGACCUCCUUUGGGAGGACUUUGCUCCUCUCCCGUAUCAGUCAGUUCUUUGGCACAGAAUAAUUGAGUAACAGGUGGGAGGAGAAUCUAUUUUUAAAUGGGUUUUUCUCACAAUCUAUACAUUUACUUGUAAAACUGCUAACACAAUGCAUAUAUAGAAUGGUAUCAUCUUUCAAAAGAGCAUAGGUUUUCAUAGUCAUGACAGGUACCCUUUAAAAUGUCAUGGAGAAUCCUGUUUAUUUAGUUUGACAUAAAAUGGGGGUGUGAGGGAGCAAGGGGGAGAAGAGAUGGCGAAUAGCAGCCAGAUACCUUAGAAACCAUAAUUACUACACCAAGCUGUAGUGAUGUUGCUGCUUAGAGUACAAGUUUGAAAACAAAUCGCUAUGAAUGUGACUAUCUGUUAUCUUUCAUCUCAUACACAUCGCAUAUUACUGUGUGUUGUGAUACACUCAUACAUACAGCAUAUUACUCUGUGAUUUAUUCUCUAAACACUGCACUGUUGUUGAAAAACAAACUGCAAACUUUAGGCAAAAAAUGGCUGAUUUGGAAACAAAAUAUCGAAACUUCGCUGUAGUCACAGUUGGGCUAUUUCAGUCUACGUUUCACAUUUCAUUUUUAAGCUCAAUUCAGUGCUUAGUCUAUAGCUCAGUGAAUUUUAUUUCUGUGGAGCUCUGGGAUACACAUAGAAACAUAGAAUGUGACGGCAGAUAAGAACCAUUCGGCCCAUCUAGUCUUCCCAAUUUUCUAAAUACUUUCAUUAGUCUCUAGCCUUAUCUUAUAGCUAGAAUAGCCUUAUGCCUAUCCCACGCAUGCUUAAACUCCUUUACUGUGUUAACCUCUACCACUUCAGCUGGAAGGCUAUUCCAUGCACCCAGUACCCUCUCAGUAAAGUAAUACUUCCUGAUAUUAUUUUUAAACCUUUGCCCCUCUAAUUUAAGACUAUGUCCUCUUGUUGUGGUCGUUUUUCUUCUUUUAAAUAUAGUCUCCUCCUUUACUGUGUUCCACAGCACACUCUUGCACACUGCGUACUACAUAGUAAUAUGUAAAUAGCAAGAUAACAUUCGAUUUUUGAAUCCUUCAGCAUUUUUCUUUUCUUGUAUGUUGGUGCCCUGUAAACACUUUAGUUUCUUUGAUGAUAAGAAAAACCUUUUGUUUUAAAUAAUUUACUUAGGGACCCAGCAUUCAAGGCUAUCUGCUUGUUAGUUCAGCUGUUGAAAGCAUUGUAUGUGGAUUACAUAUAGUAAACCAUAAAUUAACCCCAUCACUACCAAGUUCUAUCUGUUUACAAAAAAAUUGCGUAAGAAUUAAAUUUUUUAGAUUUAUUUUAUAUUAUUUAAAAAAAAUAAAAAUAACAUUGUUUCUAAACAUCACCUCAUUUAUAAGACUUGAUAGUUUAUAGCCAAAACACAACUUGCUCCUGUACACCAUGAUAGAUAGAAUACUUAUAAAACAUAAAAAAAAAAAAUCUUUUUUUUUUAAAAGGACAAGGGUAAAAUUAAGGACAAAUCCAGGUGGGAGAUAAGAAGUUAAAAUGGUGGGACAAAGCAGGUGUGGGGAUUGUGGAAGAUACAGGAAGCAAUGUGAAUGACAUUAAAGGGACACCAGAGGCACCGAAACUCUAGCCCAACAAUGCUGCCUUAGUGUGUAGAUCAGGGGUAGGCAAGCAUAAUCAUUUCUAAUACACCAGAUGCAUGGAUACUACAGGUGAUACUCGAAAAAUUUGAAUAUCGUGCAAAAGUUCAUUUAUUUCAGUAAUGCAACGUAAAAGGGGAAACUAAUAUAUGAGAUAGACGCAUUACAUGCAAAGCAAGAUAGUUCAAGCUGUGAUUUGUCAUAAGUGCGAUGAUUAUGGCUUACAGCUCAUGAAAACCCCAAACCCACAAUCUCAGCAAAUUAGAAUAUUGUGACAAGGUGCAAUAUUCUAGGGUCACAGUGUACCACUCUAAUCAGCUAAGUAAGCCAUAACACCUGCAAAGGGUUUCUGAGCCUUUAAAUGGUCUCUCAGUCUGGUUCAGUAGGAAUCACAAUCAUGGGGAAGACUGCUGACCUGACAGUUGUGCAGAAAACCAUCAUUGACAUCCUCCAUAAGGAGGGAAAGCCUCAAAAGGUAAUUGUGAAGGAAGUUGGAUGUUCCCAAAGUGCUGUAUCAAAGCGCAUUAAUAGAAAGUUAUGUGGAAGGGAAAAGUGUGGAAGAAAAAGGUGCACAAGCAGCAGGGAUGACCGCAGCCUGGAGAGGAUUGUCAGGAAAAGGCCAUUCCAAAGUGUUGGGGACUUUCACAAGGAGUGGACUGAGGCUGGAGUCAGUGCAUCGAAAGCCACCACACACAGAUGGAUCUUGGACAUGGGCUUCAGAUGUCGUAUUCCUCUUGUCAAGCCGCUCCUGAACAACAAACAACGUCAGAAGCGUCUUACCUGGGCUAACGAAAAACAGACCUGGUCUGUUGCUUAGUGGUCCAAAGUCGUCUUUUCUGAUGAGAGCAACUUUUGCAUCUCAUUUAGAAACCAAGGACCCAGAGUCUGGAGGAAGAAUGGAGAGGCACACACUGCAAGAUGCUUGAAGUCCAGUGUAAAGUUUCCACAGUCUGUGUUGAUUUAGGGAUGUCAUGUCAUCUGCUGGUGUUGGUCCACCGUGCUUCAAGUCCAGGGUCAAUGCAGCCGUCUACCAGGAGAUUUUGGAGCACUUCAUGCUUCCUUCCGCAGACAAGCUUUAUGGGGAUGCUGACUUCAUUUUCCAGCAGGACUUGGCACCUGCCCACACUGCCAAAAGCACCAAAGCCUGGUUCAAUGACCGUGGGAUUACUGUGCUUGAUUGGCCAGCAAACUGGCCUGACCUGAACCCCAUAGAGAAUCUAUGGGGCAUUGCCAAGAGAAAGAUGAGACCGAGCAAUGCAGAAGAGCUGAAGGCUGCUAUUAAAGCAUCCUGGUCGUCCAUAACACCUCAACAAUGCCACAGACUGAUAGCUUCCAUGCCACGCCGCAUUGAGGCAGUAAUUGCUGCAAGGGGCCCAAACCAAGUACUGAGUCCAUAUGGAUGCUUAUACUUUUCAGAGGUCCGAUAUUGUUCUAUGUACACUCCUUGGUUUAUUGAUUGCAUGUAAUAUUCUAAUUUACUGAGAUUGUGGAUUUGGGGUUUUCAUGAGCUGUAAGCCAUAAUCAUCGCACUUAUGACAAAUCACGGCUUGAACUAUCUUGCUUUGCAUGUAAUGCGUCUAUCGCAUAUAUUAGUUUCCCCUUUUACGUUGCAUUACUGAAAUAAUAAAUAAAUGAACUUUUGCACGAUAUUCUAAUUUUUCGAGUAUCAGUUGUAUAUAAAGAAUAUACAUUUACAGCCGGUGAGGGAUACUUAAAUAUAGUAUAAGGAUUUACACAUUUAGAUUUUUUUAUUAGGAGGAUAAAUGAGACGUUAUUGUAUCUCUUAUCUGGCAAUAAUGUAGACAGUUUCUUAAAGCAGAAAUAAUGAGAGCUGGAAAUAGAAACACACUGUAACUCUGUUGCAUACGUUGUGUUUUACAGACAUAAAUAAUUAAAGGGACACUAUAGUUAUCAUAUCAGCUACCUUUUAUUGCAUUUGUUCUGCAUUUGUUAAUUAUUCCUGUCAGGCUUUUUGCCAGAGAAAAGGCAGUAUUUACAUUGCAGCCUAGGGAAACCUCCACUGGCAACUCUUUAGACGACUGCUAGAGGUGCUUCCUGGGGCAGUGCUGCACAGUGUGACUGACAUUCAGUGUCUCCACCAUCCUAUGUGAAAGCUUUGUGAUUGGCUGAGCUCACCACUUCUGAUGAUGUCAGCCAAGCAAGCAGAUCAGGGGCAGAGCCAGCAGAAGCAAAUUGGAAUAAAGGCACAAUUUUACUAUAUUUAGGGAGGUGGUGGGAAGGGGGGGGGGGCUAUAUGGUAGUUUUAACACUAUAGGGUCAGGAAUACAUGUUUGUGUUCCUGACUUUAUAGUGUUCCUUUAAAUGUAAUAAUUAUUUGUAUGAAACCUGACUGUAUUACCUGUUUGUAGGAAUGAUGCUGUUAUUGUAGAUUAUGCUAAAGUAGUGUAUUAUUAAUCUUCAUUUUAGUAAUUCGAGGAGGUGUCACAUUUUUAGAGUUUAAAUGCAUGACACUCCCAUUUACAAACAUACAAUCCCUCUCCUCUGCCUGAGAGAUAAUUGAGUCAGAUACUGUAUUAAAAACACAUAUUUUUAUAAAAACCCCAAAGUAUCCCCAAAACACAUAAUAUCCCCACAAAUGUUACAUCCCCUGGUAGCCCUGAUCUGGGUGACCAACAUCCAAAAUAAUCGAGCCAGAUCAGUUCAGGGGUUCAGGAAUUCUAUGGAAGUCACAUUUUGACCGACCGCACGCAUGGUCCCAUGCCCAAAACAGUUCCAGAGAAUCAGGUUGUGCGGUCGGUCUACUUUGGGGAUUCAAAGUGAAAUAUAAAAUACCAAACGUAUAACUUUGGGAGUUGUCUCAGUUCAUGUCUCUCGUUCGGGAGUUUAGUCUUACCGUUCGACUCCAGUUCGAAUAGCCGAAUAUCCGUGGAAGCUAAGUAGUUAGCGGUGUUCCUACCAUCGAGUGUCCGAUUUGAGUUCCAUGUACUCGACGACCAAACACCGCUCAUUGGGCUCGCGGCUUUAGAUGGCCACCACCACGUGUUCGAAUGACGCUUCGAACCGCUUUGAGAAUUUGAAGUGCUGCUUCACAAACAGUGUCUUUAACUCCAGUUAUUCCAGGAGCUUGUGACAAACUCAUGUAAAAAGGGGAGUUUGUCACAAAAGCAAAGGGACUUUGAUGGAUAAAAGGGUGAAAUGGAGAGAGUGGAGGUAGAUAGAGUGUUAGCUCAUAUGAACAGUGCCUUCUUCAUCUAAUUGUUUUUUGUCUGCCGACUUUAGUGCCAUAUAAAUGUCAAUAAUAAUAAUAAUAAUAAUAGUAUUAACAUGUAAUAGAAAAUAGCACAAAUGGCCUGAAAAGUUAAACUAAGGUACUCGGAACUGAAUAGGGGGAGUAUGUUUCAAAAGGAAUUGAUUUACCAGUCAAGAGAGGGGUCCCAGGACUUUAUGUUAGUGCUGGGCCACAAAAGAUAAAGUUUUCAUUUUGCUAUGGUAGGGAGUUUAGUAAAAAAACUUCCCAUGUUUUAGCGAAUUCAAAUCUAAAUUGAGGUUAAAAGAGUGAUCUGGACAUUUUAUCCAACUCAGUUUAAGUGAUAGUUUAAGCUUGGUUGUAAGCCCAAAUUUUGAAGUUUAGAUUUUAAUUUACUGGAGGAUGGCAUCAUGGGACUACAACCACCAUAAGCUUUAUAGCAGACUGUCCUGGAUUUUUGUAAUUUUUUUAAUAAUUGUAGUUUCAUCCAAGCAGUUAUACUAAGCUAUCAAACAUAUUUUACUUUCAGGAAGGAAAAUGCCUCUAUGUGGUGUUACUGAUGGCAUUUUAUUGGUGCACGGAGGCGCUACCACUGGCGGUUACGGCAAUGCUUCCAAUUGUCCUUUUCCCAUUUCUGGGGAUCCUUCCAUCCAGCAAAGUGUGUCCGCAGUACUUUCUAGAUACCAACUUCCUGUUUCUCAGUGGCCUUCUCAUGGCGGCAGCCAUUGAAGAGUGGAAUCUUCACCGGAGAAUUGCUCUAAAAGUCCUAAUUUUGGUCGGAGUCCAGCCAGCAAGGUACACACCAUUAUUUACUCUUCAUUAUUAUAUUAUAUUAUGUAUUAUUAGGGGUAGCUUUCAUUAUUGUUUAGAAACACUCAUUCUUAUUUUUUUUUAUGUGUUAUGUCGUGUUCAUGACCACUUUGAUGAUUUGUAAUGGUGGUUGUGAUCUGCAUGUUCAGAAUUCCAUGCAACGUAGUGUCAUCAGCUAGAGUUCCGAGCUUGCUAAUGUCAAUUCUGAGCUAACGAAUGUUGAUGACUGCACAUCACCAGAAGAGAGCAUCAGAGACCAGUGGGGACCCUGGUAAGUGGGCAAACCAUUGGUAAAAGCUUUGCCCCAUUAGUGGAGAACCGGCCAGGGUACUCCUGGUAUCAUAACCACUACACCGGUCUGUAGUGUUUAAGAAGCUUGGAGAAAUCCUUCUAGAACUUACUGUAAUAUUUUACUAUCUAGUUCCUGAAAUAUUAGGUAAUUACAGUUUGGAAUAGAAUCCUCAAAGAUCUGAUUGAAAUAAUGGCCUAGUCCAGAGGUGGCCAAACUCUAAUCCCCCCCCACCGGCCCCCAUGUGUCUUAUUUUCUCCCUUCACCCUUAUGUGUCUUACCUCCUCCUCCCCCAAAGUGCCAGCACACCUCCCCUGUGUAGCGUGGCCGAGCUGUGGGCUGGGAUAGAAGAGCUUGUUUCCCUUCACCUGAUCUGACAGGAAGUAGUUCGGUGCUCUCAUGUGUGCACUUCUUGUCAGACCGGGUAGAGGGAAAUAAGCUUGUAGCGGACCCCGGGUAACCCGACCUGUUACCUCCGCUAAUUCCUUCCCUCAGCCCCUCUGGAACCGCUUACAGUAUAAAGAUACCCAUUCCCCCAGUAACUGUACGAGACACAGCUCUGGGAGUACAACACGAUUUUAUUAUGCAAAACACGGCUUUUAUGCAUAACCCCUUGCAAGGGGUCUUCCACAAAGACACACAGGGGUUUCUAUCCCAGGAUCGUCUGUGCCUGGGAGCACAGGCGCGGGAAAAGGGACCUAGUCUCUUUGUCUCCCAGGUACAGAAAGCCCGCCCCACAUACAAGGGAUCUCCCACACAAAAACAACCGAGGUCUUCAUCCCGGGAUCCUCUGUGCUUGGGAGCCCGGGUGCGGCUCUUGUCCGAACUCCAGGCAAGGGAAGCGUCUCCUUUCGGGAUACGACUGCUCCCCCUGGUUGGCAUUCGUCUAUACGAAAUGGUGGCCACCCAGGGGAGCACUCAUUAAAUUACUUUUCUUGCUGUUUCACACCUAUGUUACAGGUGUGAACGCUCUAAUUAAUUGGGUGUGAACAUUCUAAUAGGGCACCAGGGUGGUCCCCGUUCGGGAGACGAAUGGGUUCUUUUCGUAUGGAGGCUCUUGAGAGAACAAGUCACAGCAAACAAAAUACAGGGAAAACACACAAUACAAGGGGGAACAUAUGAAUAAGCAGUGGUUCUGCUACAAAGCUCUUCUACCCUGCCUGUGGCCAAGAAAUGACCAGCAUGAGGGAUGCAGUGUGCUUCCCUCAUGCUGGUCAGACUGAUCCUUGGCUGAUGUGCCCUGUGAUGGCUGCCUGUGCAGGUUUUUUGUAGCGCUGGCCCUGAAGAGUUUUAUGAGCCUCACUGGAACUGGAACCAAAAGUCACAUGUGGCUCUGGCAUGAACUGUCCUUUAGAUGGUACAUUUUACCUCUCAUGGAUAUAGCAACUGAUGCACAAAGAGUAUACAAUUUCAACUCAAUAUUGUGCUAGUAGCCAUUAAAUGUACAGAUUUUUGUUUAAGAGAAUUAAAUUUAAAUAAAGGUCCUUCACCUGUCAAUCAAUUCUCAACAUUCAGAGUUCGGAUUACUGGCCUCGUUUAGCCAGUCUUUCUUUGACUGCGAGAUUGAGGACAUACCCGUGGCACAGUUACCAUUAUUGGCAGUGUGACUGUUUACAAAGGUGGAGUAACAUUCCAGCUCACAUGUACGCCAAGAUGGCAGGAUAGCGAUAAACAGACUUGUGCACAAAUGUGUUUCAGCUGGUGCGAACGACCUGAAUGCCAUUUAAUCUGCGCCUGAACAGAUUAAUCCAUCUGGAGAUAUGAUGAUACAAUAUAACUAAUGAAAGUGAAUGUGUUCGUUUUCUAGGCUCAUUCUGGGAAUGAUGAUGACCACAGCUUUCCUUUCAAUGUGGCUGAGUAACACUGCGUCAACGGCUAUGAUGCUUCCUAUUGCAAAUGCAAUCCUUAAAAGCCUUUUUGGAGAAAAGUUUUGUGAGGAGAGGGGAAUUACAAGCAAUGAGGAAAGCUCAGGUAAAAAUCUUGACUUUAAACAAAUCAUUAAAAAAAAAAUUAUUUUUUUAAUUUUUUUAUCAUUAUUAUAUAACAAGUAUUAUUCUGGAUAACUGCAUUUCUGUUUCCCUGAUUUUGAAUGCUAUGUUAAACUUUCAUUUUUAACCCAUAAAAACGCAAUUAUUAUAGACGGUAUGGAUGCCUGUAGGGGCCAAACCUAUUCAGAGUGAUUUUCAAUAAUUUUUACAGGUUUAUGCGGUUUAUUCAGUUAUUGUUGCUAUUGAAAAUCAAACGGCAAAAUGUAGGCUAAAGUUGCUAAUUUGGAAAAAGAGUACACUAUAAUCACACCUCCUAAAUUGUUCAGUUUUCAAAUCACUACGUGUCAAUGUUCAGUGAAUAAACGCCUCUACUAGUUUGAAGAUCGUCAAAGAGAACUAUUUCAGGGUAUUUAACAGAUUAUUUAGAACCCUCCUGUACUAACAUGUCCCCAGCAUUUUACAUUCAGGAGUAUUAUAAACUUGAAUUUUUAAAGACCGCUCGGAUGUUUUAGGCCAAAACAUCCAAACUCACAUAUUUUUCCACCUUGCCAACUUUGUUCUAAAAUCUAAAGUUUGUCAAUUAUCAACAAUUUCCGUUCAGCCCAUCUGAAAAUAUAGCUGAGACGAAAGACUAAAAUUUACCUCGGACUAAAAUUUGCAUAUCAUUCUCUGUUCAUAGCGCUGGGAAUUAUUCCAGAACAGGGUUAAUUAGGAGUAUUCCUCAUUCUUUUGAUGCAGGCCGAGAACAGCAGUAGGUCGAGAACUACAGUAGGUCGAAGGAUUCUGGAGGAGUGCAGCUGACAAUUCUUUUUCAGAAAAUAAACACUAGCUCAUCUAGUCUAUUAUGCAAUCUCAGAAUAUAAAAAAAAUCCGUGCAAGCCCUACUCAAACUACCAAUCUAACAAAGUUCUGUAAAACCACCUAAUUUAGAGCAAAACAUUUGAGUUAUGUACACUGCUUAAAAAAUAAAGGGAACACAAAAAUAACACAUCCUAGAUCUGAAUGAAUUAAAUAUUCUUCUGAAAUACGUUGUUCUUUACAUAGUUCAAUGUGCUGACAACAAAAUCACACAAAAAUAAAAAAAUGGGAAUCAAAUUUUUCAAUUUUUCAACCCAUGGAGUCUGGAUUUGGAGUCACACUUAAAAUUAAAGUGGAAAAACACACUAUAGGCUGAUCCAACUUUGAUGUAAUGACCUUAAAACAAGUCAAAAUGAGGCUUAGUAGUGUGUGUGGCCUCCACGCAGGCCCGGACUGGCCAUCGGGCACACCGGGCAAAUGCCGAGGCCGGCAGGGGAGGUCCGAGGAUCUCCCCUGCCGGUCUAUGCAGAGCCGGUGCUAUCCGAGCGCCGGCCCCGCUGUUUUUCAUGAAGGGCCGGUGGGGAGAUCAAAGAUCUCCCCUACCGGCCCACAUGCUGUAUAAUGUGGCCGCCAGCGGGGAGAGAGGGAGGGAGACAGCCAGGAGAGAGGACCCGGCGGAGCUCUAACUUAAAGCUCCGCCGGGUUCCUCUCGCGAGAUCCGGCACGUUGCCAUGGCAACGACCUGAUCUCGCGAGGGUGAACUCUAGCCCCACAGGCUAUGCGGGCUAGAGUUCACUCACCACGAGGACCACCAGGGAACACUGCCACCCCGCCUUCCAGUCACCAGUGUGCCGGUCCCCCCCCUCCCAGGCUAAAGGUAAGAAGGGGGGGAACAUAAUGCCUGCUUAGUUUAUUUGUUUAUUUACCCCCCUACACACACACAAUCCAUUCUAACAUUUAUACAGCACUCUCACACCCAUCACACACAGCACUCUCACACACCCAGCACUCUCUCACACCCAUCACACACAGCACUCUCUCACACAGCACUCUCACACCCAGCACUCUCACACACCCAGCACUCUCUCACACCCAUCACACCAGCACUCUCUCACACAGCACUCUCACACCACAGCACUCUCACACUCACACACAGCACUCUCUCACAGCACUCUCUCACCCAGCACUCUCUCACACCCAGCACUCUCUCACCCAGCACCAUCACACACAGCACUCUCACACACAGCACUCUCUCACCCAUCACACACAGCACUCUCUCACACAGCACUCUCACACAGCACUCUCUCACAUAGCUCUCACACCCAUCACCCACAGCACUCUCUCACACCCAGCACUCUCUCUCACACAUCACUCUUCACAGCACCUCACACACAUCACACACCGCACCCUCACACACACACAUACUGCACCCCUCACAUACACACAGAACCCCCAACACACUGCACCACACACAUACACAUUACUUCCAAAUAUAUAUAUAUAUAUAUAUAUAUAUACACAUAUACACAUACACACACUAGAUUCUUGUAAGCAAACACAUACUACACCCUAAACACACACUACAUCACCUAUACACACACACAGUCACACACACACUAUAGCCUGCACACACACUCUCGCUAUAUCCCCACACACACAUUCUCUACAGCCCCUAGCCACAUAUGCAUUACAUUACACCACAAACACAACAUGACUAAAACCGACCUUAUUACACAAUACCACACUACACCAGCUCACUCUACACACACGCAAUACCACAAGCAGGCUCCAAACACAUGCACAAUACUCUUUUCUGGCAUUUUUGUCUCCUGGUAUCCAUUUAUAGAGACACCAGAGACAAGAUGCAAGGAAACACAGUGCACGAUGUUAUUAAAUUUGCUUGCACCUGUGCAGAACAAAUACAGAGCUUUUUUCUCAUGCUAGAGCUCUUCAGCAGAGCUCUGCGCAUGGUCUGCCCUGGGAGAGCAUUGAACCAACAUGCUCACUUUGAGAGGGGGCAUGUUUGUCAUUGGUGAUGACAAAACACACCUCCUCUGCCCCGCCCCCUUCUUAGUGGGCCGCUGUGGUGAAAAAAUGCCCGGGCCGAAUUUUUCUCCCAGCCUCCACGUGCCUGUAUGACCUCCCUACAACGCCUGUUCAUCAUCCUGAUGAGGUGGCGGAUGGUCUCCUGAGGGAUCUCCUCCCAGACCUGGACUAAAGCAUCUGCCAACUCCUGGACAGUCUGAGGUGCAAUGUGACAUUGGUGGAUGGAGCGAGACAUGAUGUCCCAGAUGUGCUCAAUUGGAUUUAGGUCAGCUGAAUGGGCGGGCCAGUCCAUAGCAUCAAUUCCUUUGUCGUGCAGGAACUGCUGACACACUCCAGCCACAUGAGGUCUAGCAUUGUCUUGCAUUAGGAGGAACCAAGGGCCAACCGCACCAGCAUAUGGUCUCACAAGGGGUCUGAGGAUCUCAUCUCGGUACCUAAUGGCAGUCAGACUACCUCUGGCGAGCACAUGAAGGGCUGUGCGGCCCCCCAAAGAAAUGCCACCCCACACCAUUACUGACCGAAACCGGUCAUGCUGGAGGAUGUUGCAGGCAGCAGAACGUUCUCCACCGUGUCUCCAGACUCUGUCACGUCUGUCACAAGUGCUCAGUGUAAACCUGCUUUCAUCUGUGAAGAGCACAGGGCGCCAGUGGCGAAUUUGCCAAUCUUGGUGUUCUCUGGCAAAUGCCAAACGUCCUGCACGGUGUUGGGCUGUGAGUACAACCCCCACCUGUGGAUGUCGGGCUCUCAUACCACCCUCAUGGAGUCUGUUUCUGACCUUUUGAGCAGACACAUGCACAUUUGUGGCCUGCUGGAGGUCAUUUUGCAAGGCUCUAGCAGUGCUCCUACUGUUCCUCCUUGCACAAAGGCGGAGGUAGCGGUCCUGCUGCUGGGUUGUUGCCCUCCUACGGCCUCCUCCACGUCUCCUGAUUUACUGGCCUGUCUCCUGGUAGCGCCUCCAUGCUCUGUACACUACACUGACAGACACAGCAAACCUUCUUGCCACAGCUCGCAUUGAUGUGCCAUCCUGGAUGAGCUGCACUACCUGAGCCACUUGUGUGGGUUGUAGACUCCGUCUCAUGCUACCACUAGAGUGAAAGCACCGCCAGCAUUCAAAAGUGACUAAAACAUCAGCCAGGAAGCAUAGGAACUGAGAAGUGGUCUGUGGUCACCACCUGCAGAACCACUCCUUUAUUGGGGGGGGCCUUGCUAAUUGCCUAUAAUUUCCACCUGUUGUCUAUCCCAUUUGCACAACAGCAUGUGAAAUUGAUUGACACUCAGUGUUGCUUCCUAAGUGGACAGUUUGAUUUCACAGAAGUGUGAUUGACUUGUAGUUACAUUGUGUUGUUUAAAUGUUCCCUUUAUUUUUUUGUGCAGUGUAUAUAUGUACACAUUGGGUUGAUUUAAGGGACACUAUAGGCACCAAAACAACUCAGCUUAAUGAAGCAGUUUUGGUGUAUAGAUAAUGCUCACAGCACAAUUCUCUGCCAUUUAGGAGUUAAAUCACUUUGUUUAUACAGCUCUAGUCAUACCUCCUGGCAUGUGACUUACACAACCUUCCUAAACACUUCCUGUAAAAUGAGAGCUAAUGUUUAAAUUGUAUUGCACAUUCUGUUUAAUUUAGAAUUUCGUAAAUGUUUUUUUUUUUUUGUCAAUCUUUCUUUUAUUGAGGCAUAUAGUUGUAUGGGAACAGAAAAAAGAAGGGGAGGUAUUUAAGAUACAAUUUAAAAGGAUUAUAACAGUACAAUUGGGACUGCCUCCAUGAAGCGUCUGCCUCUUUUUUUAAUAUAUAAGAACAAGUAAAUUGCUAACACAUCCAUAACUGCACAUGUAACAGUAUAGGUAUUAUAGGUAGUGUGGGUACAACAUGCUAGAAGCUGAAACUGACUCGAGUAGUUGCAUGAGCUCGAAGUAGUGAACGUAUGCUGUAUAUAGACUGCGUACCCAAAGUGUGCCUUAUUCUCGUGUGAUACUUUACGUGAGAUUAUACAGGCUUUUGGCAUCAAGCUGAAAAUUGCUAAACAUUUGUGUCUGUGUGUAAUCAAGCUUGUUGAACAUAAAGUCAUGCAUGCAUAGAGAACAUUAUACCACUGGGUUCAGGCCCAGGCAUAGCAAAUUGCGCAACCAGUAGGGGCAAAGUUAUAGGCAACAAAAUAAAACAAAGCUGAGCUAGAAUUUCCUCAACAGAAAAUGGGGAGUCUCUUAUCUGGUAUGUCCCUUUGCACGGUGUCUUCCGUGGGUUAACAGAGACUCCGGGUGAGGGCUCAGGCACCCGGUCAGCCGAUCCCCAGUAGCGGUAUGGGCGGUACAAGUGUAGGGUAGUCCCAUCGAUUGUCUACCACAGUGUGCUGUUCCAUGGCUCUUUUCCAGCUCUGGAUCUGCAGAAGGGUAUGCGUCGUUGGUCCAUCGUCCUCGGUGUUCAGCUGUAACUGUAUGAGGGGUCGUGUGAGGCUGCGGUCAAGGCGAGCGGUUUUCCGCUUGCUUGGCUGUCGCAGGGAUACUGUGCCUGGAGGUGUUUUCUGCCUGAGAGGAUAGGUAGCUUGACAGGUUGUCAGCUGCAGAGAUUGGCUGCCGGGUUUAACCGGGGAACAGCGGGUGCGGGGGGCUAUCCUCCAGCCCCAGGAUGUUGUGAAAGCCGACACCUUCUGUCCACGGACUCGGUACUCACGUGUGGCCCGGUCCUGGCCCCUUAAGGGGCAGUUAGAGAAUCGCGGUGGCAUCCGCCGCCUGCGGCGUGCAUUCUUCUCCCUGUGUGGUCGAUGUCUUGAGGCCAGGCCUCUGUUGGCUAUCAGCCUGGGCGGGCAGUUGCUGGUGCGAUGAGGCGAUAUGUGGCGUAGGUUACCCGGAGGGGAAGCGCCCGCCUCCCGUUCUGUGCACCGGUUGGGUUGUUCGGCAGUGGCACGGGUCCGCAGUUUGUCCCAAAAUGCCUGGAACAAAGCGUCCAGUCUGGUUUCAAGAGUGUCUGGGGGUGCUCGUGCGGGAGUUUGCUGCGACUGUGGUAUGGCCUCCGCCAUUUUGUGAGGUUGGGGUGCCUUGCGUUGCCUACUGUGUUCAGACAGCUGGGGUAGGGAUUGGUGCCACAGUCCGUUCUCCCAGUGGGGACCGGGAUAACCCCCACCGGUCCAAAGGGGGGGGGGGUAGGAAACCUGUAAAGUCGCUUGGUGUGUCUGGCGUCGGGUUGAGCGGCCGUCUCCCCCCGGCUCCAACUUUAGUAGGCCGCAUUCGGCGUUUCGUCUUCCCGGCCCCGACGGGUUUCAGAGGGGUGUCCUUCGGUUCCGUGGUGCACUCCCAGCAUGGGUAGCACAACCCGGUGAGUCUGCAGUCUAUGUAGCCGGUGAUUUUGCCCCAAAUUCGGCCCGUCAGGCGGGAGCUCGUGUUGCCCACGUCUGUAUUGCUCGGCGGUCAGGCUCCGCCCCCCCAGAAUUUCGUAAAUGUUAAUUGCAUUCUAGACUCUGCAGGAACCUCCUGUAUGUGAAUAAAGUUCAAUUCACAGAGCAGGAGAUAAAAACAAGUAAGUUAAUAUCUGAUUGAAAAUGAAACAAUUUUUUGUUCAUGCAGGCGGUGUCAGUCACAACCAGGGGAGGUGUGGCUUGGGCUGCAUGUACAGAAACAAAAGUGAUUUAACUCCUCAAUGGUAGUGGAUUGAGCAGUUAAACCAGAGGGGCAUGAUCUAUACACCAAAACUACUUUACUAAGUUAAAGUUGUUUUGGUGACUAUAGUGUCCCUUUAAGUUACACUUUAAUGUGCCCCAUUUUUGUGGGUCCUAACUUAAACUUAUGCAGGCAAUGAAAGAUAGAUAAGUUUACUAAUGUUUUAAGGGACACUCUAUACAGGAUAACCUCUACGACUUAUUAAAGUGAUUAUGGUGCCAUGCUGUUUGCUUCUUCAUUGUCCAAUCAAAGCUAACCAACCUUAGAUGGUUAUAGCAUAUCAUUCCAGUCUACAUUUGGAUGGAUUACCAGGAAGUGAAACUUAAGCAUUAUUUGAGAAGUAUGAGUGAGAACAAUUUUUUGUCUAAUAUCUCAAAAAUCCAAAGACUUCCUGCAACUUCUUGCUACAGAAGUUAUGCAAUAAUCUUAGUGCUUCUGUGACUACGUUGUCUCUUUAAUUCUCACAUUUGACCCAAGUCCUUACUUAUUUUUACUACAGAUCCUUCUUUCCAUUUUUAUUUCCUACUUGACUAAGCGCAGUGGGCAGGGGGGUUUGACACUAACACCGGUUACAAACUUCUAGAAAACAAAAGUGGUCGGUUUGUCUGUCUGUGCUGCUGUCAUAGUACCUGUGUGCCAUGCUUCCUUGCCUUCCAGAGUCACAUGUCAUCUUGUGUCAUUUAUGCUGCUAUCCAUAUCCUUUUGUGAUCCUGAACGCAAUGCGUCCUUUCUGACGUGGACCAAUUCAAAAUGGCGUUCUGUAUUGACGCGGAACGCCAUUGCAUCAUUUCUCAUAGUUUAAAAGUAGAGAGGGACCAGCACUACUGACAGGCAUAUAUAAAUGGGUGCAGGUUCCUGAUGUCCCCUUCUGUGAACUCCAGAAGUAGAGUAAAUGAAGAAUAAUGAAACUGCAACAACAAAGGCCUCAGUAAAGUAGUUUAUUACACCAGAGUUUAGCUGGUCACUUCCACUCUGGUGCAAUAAGCUCCUUCUCUGAGACCUUUGGUGUUGUGGUUCCAUUAUCCUUCCUCUUGUGUCGUUUAUGGCGCAUGCCAAUGCAAACCUGCGCUUUGUAUUGAAGCUGAACGCCCUUGUCUCAUUUUUCAAGUGGAUGUGCCUACAUGAUUUGUGGGACACCGCAUGCACACUGUUUGGUGUCGCAGAAAUGACGCUGGCCUAUAACAAGCUCUCUAGAGCUAUUUAAACUCGUUCUAUGCAGGGUAUUGUGCCCUUUUGUGGUUUUACCUUGUGGUGACCCAAGAGUGACCCAAUUUUGCCUGUCUGAUCUUUGGCUUUAUUUGAUCCCAGAUUGUUCUUUUACACUUUCCACUCCCAGAUAUCCUAGACCUUGGCUUGUUUAACCCCUUAAGGACACAUGACGAAAAUAUUCCCUUUUAUUUCAAAAGUUGUGUCCUUAAGGGGUUAAUUAAUUACACUUCUUUCAGUGCUCCAUAACCCUGGCUUGUUUCUCGACUAUCCUAUUAACUACAUUAAAUCCGGCGAAUUCUAAGGACUGAUAAUACAUCUCUCUCAUACCUACCGUAGUCAGUUAUAUUUCUGGUAUUGGAUCCGAGUGGCACUGUGUAAGCUACCAAUCAUAAGAAGCGUAAACGUAGCGUAAAACCAUCCAGAAUUAGAUGUUAUUGUGAAAUCUCAUCAACCGUUUCCAUGUAUGUUUUCCUGCAUAGUGUUACAAAACCUCAGGAAUCUUGCUACGCACUCCAAGACCCCUCCGAGCCUGCUCUUAUCUAGACAAUUACAUAUUCAUAUUUUCAUGUCAUAUAAUCCAAAUUGAUGAUUAACAGUGGGACAUAGAAUAGAAUUCGGAAUGCUUUAUCUUUUGUAAAUUCCCCAAAGAGAAAACUAUGUCUAAUUAGUAACUUAGUUAAAAGACUUUGUACUGAACAACCUGAGCCUUAUUUUUGUUUUCAUACAUGAAACGCACCUAUAGUAGAGCCAUAGAUGGUGAUAAGAUAAGGUAACAAGUUGGUCCAUCUUGUCUGCCCACGUUGAGUAUUUAUUUUACUUAUUUGUUUUCAAGGUUUGCCAAGGAUUCUUAAAUUCUCUUAUUGUGCUUGUUACAUACAUUUGACCUCUGAUCAAACUAAUCUGGGUUAGUUAAAGCAGGAAAUUGGAGAAAAAUUGAUUUACAAAGGUCAAUAAUUCUUGAAACAUUUAUAAUGAAACCUAAGAGAUCAUACCAUAUCACAGGACAUCCCUAGGGUGUGUUAUUUACCUUGGCUUGAGACAAAAGCGUACAUCAGUCUCCACUCCUUCAAAAAAUCGUUAAAAACCCACUUCUUCAUAAAAGCGUAUCAAUUAAACUGUUAAUAGCUCCUGACUGAUUCCUCUUCUGCAACUGUCACUAGUCUAAUACUAUCCUUACCUUUUUCUGUCAUUUUACCCCACUCCCUCUACCAUGGAAGCUAAUUGAGCAGGGCCCUCAACCCCUCUGUUCCUGUGUGUCCAACUUGUCUGGUUACAACUACAUGUCUGUUGGUCCACCCAUUGUAAAGCGCUGCGGAAUUUGACGGCGCUCUAUAAAUAUCAUAAUAAUAAUAAUAAUAAUAGAACAAGAGUAAUUAACUGUCCUGACCCAACCUCAUCCUGGAUCUACUUCAUCGCUGAUUAGUGGAGAGAUGGACAAUUUGUGGUAAGAAUUCCUGGACUGUUCUCUUGUUGAAUCGAUUUCCUGUUUAUUAUAAGACACAUAGAGUUAUGCAGAUAUCUAUUAUAUAGUUACCCCAUCAAUGGUGGAUGCUAUGUAUGCCAUAUAUUAACAGAUGUCUACCACUUUAUAACAAAAUGCAAAAAGUAUAGUGUAUGACUUAUGGUUACAAUGUAUGACCAUUCAGUGCUAAGCCACCCACUAUGUAAAUGCAAGCCAAUAUCGAUGGAUCCAAACCUAAUCUUAACAUGGGAGAGUGUUAUAUCACCUGCUCUGGCCUGUUUAAUUUACCCAAAGAUGUUUUCCUAUUGUAAAAAUGGCUUGGACACUUUUUAUAGGGCACAUAUGUAUAGGGAGUGUGUUGGGAAACCCAAAGAUGCGGACCAUUGCUCAAACUAUACAGAGAAAUACAAACAUGAAUUGGGAAUCACCACCCAGAACUUGCAUUGCAUUCUUCAAACAGUUCUGUAUUUGUGAGCUCUCGUUAUUUUUGUGUCUUCCCUAAACGUUUUGUGUAUAAAUUCAACGACACCACUAUUAAGCAAUAUUCCGGGUAAAGAUUCCCAUUUCUGCUUUCUCCAAUUUUAAACAAACCAUUUAUUUAUUCAGAUUUGCGUACAGCCUGCAUGCCAAUAAAAACGAUCAAAACAUGUUUCCAAGAUCGGCCAUUUUUAUAUUUUGGGGAUUUCCAUUUAUGGAGCUUUAUUUGGAUUGGCUGAGUUUAUCUAAAGAUCAGCUGACAUGCUCAAUGCAAUAUUGUUAAAGGGACACUUCAGACCCCUAAAGCACUUCAGCUUACUGAGUAGCAUGAUGUGUGAAGAGUGAGUCCUCUUUUUUUUUUCUUCUAAAUUUACAAAAAUUUCGUCCAGUUACUUCAUAGUUGUUUAGGUCAGUUGAGGUAAAUUCAAGAAGCAGCAAUUACCAAGAGCAGCUGCCCAUGGCCAUUGUAAGUAUUUUGGCUACACAGGGGAAUCUGCAUUCUACCCCCCCUUUUGAAUUUCUUACCCCUUUUUGUGUUUCCUAUACCCUCUUUUGUGUCUUAUACCCCAUUUAGUGUGUCUUAUCCCCCUUUUUUGUGUUGUACACCCUCCUUGCAUGUUUCUUAUUACCCCUUUUGUGUGUCUUUUAUUCCCUCCAGCCCCUUUGUGUCUCCCCUCCUGACGUGCCUUCUUACCUCCUUUUUGUAGCGUGGCCACGCUGACCGCGGUAGAGAAUCUAAUUUUCCUCUACCCGGUCUGACAGGAAGCUGUUCGCUGCUCCCAGCUUCUUGUCAGACAUUUACAUACAUUCCAAGUGUCCCUGUUCAGGAGGGACAGUCCCUAUUUGAUCCCAAAUCUCUCUGAUUCUUUUUUCAAUCCAUCUGUCAAUCUUUUCUAGGAACUCCAUAUUGUUGGUGUGUCUGAGUGUAUAACAGAGCUCCACAGCAAUAAUACAGCAAUAUUAGUAAGUCACCUACAACUUCUCAGAGCAUCCCCGCCACCUGGCCACACCCCUACUUACCCCCUUAAGAUGAAUGUGUCCCUCUUUAUCAAUUUAAAAUAUGGGCUAUAUGAGUCUGGGUAGAGGAUAAACAAGAUCAUCUACUGCUGUGUGGCCAUGAUGCAUGGAGUAACUGACAGUAGAGGAAUUGCUGUGCACCACCUCUUCUGCCAGACACAAUGGGAUAUUGCACCACCCCGGCUGGUGUGCCCGCCCUCCAUAUGCCUUGCAAAGGCUUCUCAUUGAGCUGCAUUCUGAAGUCCCUGAUUGGACAUCCACAAAAAGAAUGGGUGAAGUUAGAAGGGGAGGGGCUUGCAAAGGCAACAGACAAGAGAUCUGCUGCUUUUACAACUUGUUUUUGGAUAUACUCACAAUGUAAAAAGGCAUUAUUAUAUGCAUACAUGUUUUCAUUGGGGGUACAUCUACUAAACAGAGAUGUUUCUUUUUUUCUUUUUGGAUUUGGGCAGUGGAGUGUCCCUUUAAGAUCAGGUAUUUAAAGGAACAUUAAUACCAUCUUAGUCUUUCGGUAAAUAAGUAGCAUUGAUCAUAGGGGGUUUCCAUUCAUAAUCGUAAAACUUUCAGAUCGAAAUCAUGCGAAUUGUGAAUGCAAAUGUAUAUUAAAGCAGGAAAGGCCAGUAUUCAUCAGAAAGUAUUACAAAAAUCGUUGCCGUUUCCUUUUAUUUCUUUACACACUUUUUCUUUUCAAAUUCUUCAUCUAAUUACUAAUUUCUUGGCGUUUUAGCUAACUUGCAAGAAAAUGGCCUACACUUAGUGCCUACGGAAGCCCAGCUCCUCACAGCCAAUGAAGUGUAAGUUACAAAUUAUUUUCUUCAUUUUGAGCUUUUUAUAAUCAAAAUGUUUGUAAUAAACCAGUAAAUUGCAGGAAAAAAUAGCAAAGCUUGAAAAAGCUAUUUCGAUAGAUAUGCAAGAUGUCAGAACAUUUAUCUUGUACAUUAUAUUUGUAGAAUAAACACAACAAUCAUAGAUACACUAGGAAUAUUAAAUGCUUUUUGUAUUGCAUCUGUAGGUUGAAAAUUAGACAUUUAUUAACUUUAAAAUCCAUGUUUGCACCAUGUUUUAGCUUUAGACGAUGAUGGUUUAUAUAGAACCGUCAAAAGUCAGGUUUAUAUAUUGACAUGAAAAGUUGAAAAGUAGUGAAUUUAUUUUUAAAACUGCAUGGUGUAAGCGGUAUAAUAUUGAGAAUUUAAACGUCUUGCAAUAAAUAGAAAAUCUAACAAUGAGGUAUGGUUGCAAUUACGGUGUAUGUUCGUACUGUAUGAUUCAUUGUACAAGAGGUGAUCUCACCCAGGUUUCCGGCAUAUUUUCCCCAUAGGCCCUUGGUAUGAAUAUUUAUCUUUGGGACUAUGAUGUUGCACCUAAACAUUGAGUAGUAGAAGUACCUCUAAGCUCUGACCAAUCUCAACUCGUUUUUAAGAAAGUGCCCAUCAUGCACGAUUAUUCCCAUCCUUCCACAUCACCCUAACUUUGCCGCCAAACUUCUGUAAACAAAAGGAAUGGGGGAAGACCUGGUCUUUAAAGGAACACUAUACUGCUCCCUUCCCUAUUUAUGUAGAGAUGGUUUUAACCCUGCAAUGUAAAGGAUAGGGCCACUGCACCAAGACCCCUUCAUUGAGAUAAAGUGUGAGAACCCACCAGAAAUAUUGACUCUGAAGGCACUUUUUAACGUACUUCUUUCAGGUGGAAUUAAUCCUGAAAAUUCUAGACAGUGUGUCCACUUCCAGAAUGUUUUAAUGAUCCCAGCCAAUAUUUCUGUAUUUCCUGUAUUUUUUUUUUAAACCAUGUAUCUCGUGGUUUUCAUUAUAAAGCAAAGAACUGCCAGAGAAGUCAGACUUUUCCAUCGAGGUCCAUCCAGAUGUUACAAAAGAACGUGAAUAUCAGAACAGAAUCUGGAAGGCUUUCCUUAUAUCAAUCCCAUACUCCGCCAGUAUAGGGGGAACGGCCACUCUUACCGGAACUGCACCAAACCUCAUCCUCCUUGGGCAACUAAAAAGGUAGGUUACGGACUACAAACAAUGUGUGAGAUUAGCCUUAAAGCUUCGCCUUAUCAUGUAAAAGUUUUUGAACCUCAAGGAGCAUCGAUUUUGGAACAGGAGAUGAGCUUGUGGGGUUAAUGCUCCUUUCCCAUCAAGACCCAAAACCCCUAUGACCAUUCAAUUCACCUACUCCCUUCUAGUACCCAUAGACCACCAAUUUAGCUGUGAAAAUUAGUGUCAUGAAGUGUGGGUGACAUGGCACCGCAUUUUUACAUCUGUAAAUACUAACGCCUCUCGGUUCUCCACAGUUUUUUUCCGGAUUGCGACGUUGUGAACUUUGGUUCUUGGUUUGUUUUUGCCUUUCCAUUGAUGGUUAUCUUCCUGGUUCUUGGAUGGCUGUGGAUCUCAAUUUUACACGGGGCAAUUAGUUUGAGGUAAAAUGCAUAACAAUAGCAAGCUCACUUCUGGGGCUGGUUGGUAACCUUAGUUUUGGACGAUUUCUAUAUUAGUUUUCAUAUCUAUGUUCUUUUCAUUCUUUGUUCAGUUGUAAAAGGAAAGAAAAGUCGGUAAUAAGAACGGAUGCUGAAGCCAAAGCGAGAGAUGUGAUACGGGAAGAUUAUCGCAAGUUGGGGCCCACAAAGUAAGCAUUGUAUUAGCUAGUAAUAAUCGCUAGUGUCUAGUCUGUGUGUUGGAGGACUUGUUUUUUUGACAUGUGGUUGUCACCUAAUAGGUCUUACCAGCCCUAUCCAAGCUUAGAAUGUUUGUGCAAUAGAUUCUAGGGUGCAAUAUAUCAUCCCACUGCACCGCAUGAAUUGCGUUAAUGUUUUAUGGUCAAAAAUGUUUGGCAUGUAAACUCUGAAUUUGCAGAAUUGAUAUCUCGCCACAGGCAAACCAGUUUCUAAUUUAGAUUUCUUUUUUAGUUUUGCAGAAAAAGCCGUAUUCUUCUUUUUCUGCCUCUUUGCAAUCCUUCUAUUUACAAGGGAUCCAAAAUUUAUCCCAGGAUGGUCCUCUGCAUUUACCCCUGGGUAAGAUUUCAUAUAAGACAUAAAAUGCACUUAUUUGUUUUUUAAUGGGGCACUUGGAGCACACUGCAGGGGACAGUGGUGGCUACAGUGGCAGGAGUCACCUGGUGCUGCCUCAUGGAUACAAUUCACACCAUUUUAGAACAGUUUGACAGUCCCCUGCGUUGUCCGAGGGCUCACAGUCCGGUUCCUCUUCAGAUAUAGCUAAAAUGGGUGUGGAUGUUUCUACUUCCUAAUUACAUAAAUUAAUUUCCAAUCAGAUACAGACAGGUAAUUUAAAGGAAAAUGUGUUAUUUCAAAUAUCUUGAAACUGAUAAUUCAGUAUUAAAAAACUUAGAGAUAUGCCAUUCUACUGGAGGAAAAUGAGGUUUUGUCCUAGGUUGGAUGGGUCUUGAUUAGCUUCGAACGGAGUAAAAAAUCCUCCACCAAUGUCUAAGAGCUCGAAGGGAAAGGUUAUAGCUGGGGAGAUUUAUGCAAAUUUUGUAGUUAUAAGCACAAUCCUUAGGCUGUAAUGUACCCAUAUCACCUAUAUUUGAUGUGAUGCAAAGUUGUUAUGGUACUUAGAGUGACUCUUUCAUUUGCGUCUUUGUAACUUCAUUGAUGGUUGACGCAGGUAAGAGGCAGUGAAAGCUUUUUUUUUUACCUGCUGAUCCUUAUAUAGCAUCUAGAAAGAAGGCACUUAAAGGGACACUAUAGUCACCAGAACAACUACAGUGUAUUGCAUUUUUUCUGGUCAGUAGAAUCUUUCCCUUCGGGCUUUUUGCUGUAAAUACUGUCUUUUCAGAGAAAAUGCAGUGUUUACAUUACAGCCUAGUGAUAACUCCAAUGGCCACUCCUCAGAUGGCUGCUAGAGGUGCUUCCUGGGGCAGUGCUGCAGAGUAAGCAGCACUGCCAUUCAAAGUCUCCACCCUCUGCAUGCACACACUGAGUUUUCCUCAUAGAGAUGCAUUGAUUCAAUACAUCUCUAUGAGGAGAUGCUGAUUGGCCAGGGCUGUGUUUGGCUCUGCUCCUGAUUUGCCUCCUUGACAGUCUCAGCCAAUCGUAUGUGAAAGCAUUCUGAUAAUGUCAGGCAAGAAGGCAGAUCAGGGGUAGAGCCAGCAAUCGAGGAUUUUACUGAUGGUGUGGUGAGACACUUAAUAUUCAAAAAUGUUAAUUUGCUUUUAUUACAUCCAAAUAAUAAAUAAUACAAUAAUGUAAUUUUCGCAAUUCUUCUUACUCACCAGGUUUACCUCGGACGCUGUUACAGGAAUCACUAUAGCCAUUAUCCUGUUCUUUUUCCCAGCUGAAAAACCUUCAUUAAAGUGGUGGUUUGAUCUAAAAGGUACAGUGAAUGAGGCACGCUAUCUAUUCCAAAGUUAAUUAACAAGUUUGAAUUGUUGCACAUAGUAACUUAUAUAUGACAUUUCUUGUUGUAGCUCCUAAUACAGAAAAUAGAGCAUUGUUAUCUUGGAAGAAAGCCCAGGACACCGUGCCUUGGAACAUCAUUUUGCUUCUCGGAGGAGGGUUUGCAAUGGCAAAGGGUUGUGAGGUAAGGAGAUAGCACUAAAGAAUCCCUGCACCAGGGCUCCCAAGUGAUAUGAAAUUGAUUUUGCCCCCAGAAACGAGGAUUUGCAAAUCCUAAUCCAUCGUUUUUGAAAUUACUACUUCUGGGUAAAGCCACAAUAAAUGGAAUGGACAGAUUAAAACUUUUUAUUUGUAACCAAACUUAAAAUUUUCCAGAAGAGAGCAAAGUGAGGUCAAUAGACAAAAUUUAUGAAUCAACUAUUAGCUGAAAUGGCCCUGCCAGUUCCCAGUUCAUUUACCAAACUUGGUAGAACAUCUCUCCAUAUAUAUAUUAAACAGUGUCCCCGGUUUCCAGGCAUCUCACGACAUUCAGUUACCAGGUCUGAGGAAACGGCAGCCAAGUUCAGAUUAUUGAGUUACAGGGUUUUAUUUUGUAAGGAUUAUCGUCUGAUAAUUAUCAACAGGUAUGUGAACCAGAAACAGUGAGCCUCAUGAUUAUACAUGAAAUAUCUCCACAUUUGACCUUGAAGCUCCAGGUUUGAAGAGUUGUUGAGGGAUCCUCUCCAAAAGUGUGGCUCAAAGUACUCUGCCCUGUCCCUCCCGCCAAGUCCAACCCAGGUCCUGUUAUGCUUUACCUGCUCAACUUUACCUGCAUCCAAACAAGCUAAAUAUUAAUUAGAAUAUUUUGAUUGAAAUUAGGUUGAAAUUGGAGGUUUUUUUCAUCAUUGUCAUUUAACUUUUAGUUUUUUGUCAUUAUUUUGUCAAAAUUAGUGUAAAAUAUUGUUUAUUGUCUUUGACGCAGCAUUAGUAAAUUAACCAAUAUAUUCUACUCCAAUUAUUGAAUCAAAAGAGGACAGAAUCCAAAGAUUAGCAGUAUAAACCUGAGUCAAUAUUGCUGACUCUCGUCCAGGAUAUGAUUCUAUUAGUUGGUUAAUGUUGAAAGUAUAAACCAUUUUGCAUUUAUUAUAAUGUAUCUUCAGGAAACAAUAAAUCAAAUCUGAAUUUGAUCUCACUAGUGGUUGCCUGUAUAAAGACAGCAGAUCGAUAGGAAGGCUUGAUAAAGUGACCACUUUACUCUGUUACUGUAUUGUAAGAGAAACAUUUAAAUUAUGUACAGUCCUGUUUCACCUUAAGAUUAAUUCGCUAAGUACCAACGAGGUUUGAAAUGCAUUUUACACAAAGUUCUUUAGCACCCAGUAGGUAGAGAACUGUUAUCUUAUUCCAGCCAGUAUGCAUGGUUGAUUCAGUACAGAUUUGUAUUGUGGUUAUGGUGCCAGGAGUGCCCUGGUGCUCCCCCCAAUGCAAGAAGAGGAGGCAGAGAUUGGUGCCAGACAUACCUUGGACAAAAAGUCAAACCAUUAACAAAUUGUUUGACUAAUUACAUUUGGAGGGCUCGCUUUAGUGGUUAUUGUACUUAGAGUGUUCCUUUAAGAUCUCAAUCAGCAGAGCAAUUUUUAAAUAAGUGACAUUGUGUCUAAGUACAACUUGUCUAUGCAGAAACCUUCUUACACUAGUGUAACAUGAUUUGUAAUGUAACAUGGUUCUUUGUGCAGGCUUCAGGAUUGUCCACAUGGAUCGGAGGUCGCCUGCAUCCCCUUGAAGGUGUUCCACCAGCUGUGGCUGUACUCCUGGUCACUAUACUAAUUGCUUCCUUCACCGAAUUUGCUAGUAACACCGCAACCAUUAUAGUCUUCCUCCCUGUACUCUCUGAGCUGGUAAGCAUGAUAAAGCUUCUCUGUCUGGAUUCCUAUUGAUUACCACAAUGAGCUCCAAACAAUGUAUGUGCGUGACAUAAGUAAUAUGUUUUCCCACCCCGGGCAAUGUUACUUCGCCAUCAGUUGUUGCAACACAAAUUUUAUAGUUCUCAGUAUGCAACUUUCUGGCGGAAUUGAUGGGACCUCGUUUGGAAAAACAAAAAGUUGUUUAUUUUAGAAAUUAUGUUGAGAGAGCAAUUGAGGGACAUUAAGCUGCCAUCAGUGACUUAAGAAAACAUAUCCGCAACCUAAAAAAAUAUAUAUCAUCCCACAGUUAUUUUACCUGUGGAGACAUUCAGUGGAGAAGAAGACUAAAUAUCUUGGUUGUCAUCUGUUUUAUCACUCGACUAAUGCUCAUUGAAACCCGUGGAAAAAACUUUUUUUGAACGGCCAUUAACAAAGAAGUCUUUACACACCUUGAAGUGUACAGCAAGUAAAAAUUGCCCUUACCAAAAGUACUGGGUGAUUGUUUUAAAUAAUUUUCAAAUAACUCUCCGACAAAAGACACCUCCCUACCCAUUCCAAAAAUAUUUAUGCACAGGAACUUGUAUUGAUGUUUUUCUAAUAUAUUCUCCUCCAAAGUACUCAGAAUUCUAAAUAUCGAGAAGAAAGGUAUGCUUAACCCCUUAAGGACACAUGACAUGUGUGACAUGUCAUGAUUCCCUUUUAUUCCAGAAGUUUGGUCCUUAAGGGGUUAAACUCAUAGGUACUUUCCUAACUGUACUAGUGCAACAUCAUCAUAUCCCUCGUUUCAUGCCACUUCCUUUUGCCAUAAUUUCAAACUGUGCAGGUGCCCUUAAAAUAAUCUGUUUAUACUUUAUAUAUGCAUGGCUCUAACUUGCUAAUAGGCCUUAUUACUCUUUUCCUCAGGCUAUUCGGCUUAAAGUUAAUCCUCUUUAUCUCAUGAUCCCUGGAACUGUUGGCUGCUCCUAUGCAUUCAUGCUACCCGUAUCCACACCUCCCAACUCUAUAGCAUUCUCCACUGGACAUCUGCUUGUCAAAGAUAUGGUGAGUCCAGGAAUAUUAAUGGGACAAAUUAUAUUACAAGUAUGAGCUGUGGAAAAUUAAGUCAUUUUGGAAGUAACUCUGGAAGCUUGAACUGGUAUUGGGCCCCUAAUUCUUUAUAUUUAGUACCAUUGACAUUGCUGGGAUGACAUAAGGAGGUAAUUGCUAAUAUUGACACAGCAGAAUUUUUAUGAACUAUAUCAUAUGAUGUCUGAGGAUAAUUUUAAGGGUAAAAGUGGCACAUCAUUUCAAAUAGAGUGAAGGGCAGAAUUUGUGUGCAAUUACAGGGAACAGCUAUGGGCACCUGGUAAGUUCUUCUUAUAUUGCAUUCCAGCUCUCUGUCAGAAGUAGUGGAGGCAACGAGCAGUUCCUGGUGGACCCAAGGUAAAGAGUCAAACCAUUAUUAAAUUGUUUGACUGCUUACAGUGGGAGGCACCAGGGCACUACUGGCACUGUAACUACUACAAUGUGGUGUAGUGGUUAUGGUGCUUUGAGUUUUCCAUUACUAGUAGAUGGUAUUCUCUGCAAAAUCUCAGAGCAAGAAGAAAUAGUUGCAGGAAUGUAAAGUAAAGAGACCCCGAACACCACCAUUAGUUAUUAUUUUUAAAUGACAUCUAUGCACACAUCCCAGCAUUUCAAAUGGUCAAAAAGGACAUAUAGAGCAAGUGUAAAAUAUCUUUCUUAUUUAAACACUUUUUAAAGUUUAAACACAGGUUAUUGUAAGCUUCUUAUUGUAAAGUACAAAGACAACAACAAUUUGGAAUUCCUAAAAACAUGAGGGCAUUGAUAUACGAACGGAGGACAACAGGGAUUUGGCCCCAAAAUAAGGACCCAUAUAUAUUGCCUUUUACCAUUUAAAGAAUCCAGAGCGUCAGGAGGUUUUUAACUCCUAAAGUGGUUCACUCUCUGGGAAGGUUUAUCUGAUACACUUUACACAAAAUCUAAAGAAAAUUAAAUGUUGCUAUAAAAAUCUAUUUGAUUUGUAGGAAAUCAAUGAGUUACAUUUUUAGAUUCACCAAAUGUUCAUGCUCUGGUCACAAUUUCUCUUCUUGGAACUCUCAACAGAUAUUUCACAAUUUUUUUUGUUUCAAGAAUUGUAGUUUAAGGAAGUGUUGUUAUUUCAAAACUAGAUACCCAGAGGAGUAAAGGAUGUGAAAAGAAGCAAAAUAGGUGAAAUACUUACCCGUAGGUUAGAACUUAAGUCAGAAAUGAAGUUCCACAAAUUCUUGACCUUAGCUCAAACCCCUUGACCUUAGGGGGAAUGAGGCAGAGGUUUAUCUUUCAGAAGGUAAUUACUCUACUCUGAACAUUCACAAAAGAUCCUGAAUUUCUAAUGACCAAGUGAAAGCCUAGACCUCACUUUGAAUGAAAAUCUAUUAAAAGACAAGACAAUUGCUGUCCAUGAGUGUCCCCCAUCUAAACUGACACAACUUGACCAAUUUUGCUUGAAUGAAUAACUUGGCCAGGGUGAAUUGUCAAAACGUCCAUCAUCUCAGUGUCAUAUCUGGCAGUAAAUUAAACAAAGUACUCACUGAUUUGGAGGACAGGGGGUGAACGCAUCUGUUUUUUUUCAUUAAGGGACUGUCAGGAUUACAGUAUGUUCCAGCAUGUAGAAUUGUGUAACACAGAGGACUGAUAGGUAACGUAUACCGGACCUUAGAAUGACCGGACUAACGUACCAAAGAAUAGUCAGGAAUAGUCAAGGUCAAAGUAUACAGAAAGAGACACAAUGAUAAGGAAAAGCCAGGGGUCAGGGAUGCCAGAAAACAGGGAAGUCAAAAUCAAUGCCAAAGUCAAAUAACCAGAAUUACCAGAAUCAAUAACGCGCUCUCGGACAACCACAAGGGAAACCACGACAGGGCACUGAGCAAGAGUAGAACUGGGCCUAAAUACCCCUCCUGUGGAUCUGAUUGGUUGUAACCAGCCUUUGACCCCAAAGGCAGUUAGCAGGUUCCCAUUUGCAUAAUUGCUGCUCAGCACAAACCCUCCUGUGGAUUGAUUGCUGCUCGGCACAACUUUUCCUGUCAGAACAGUAAAUGCCAUAAAUCACAUUUUUAUGUGCGGAUCAAUACGUGACAGGGACACUAUAGUCACAAGAACAACCUCAGCUUAUUGUAUUUGUUCUGUAUAAUCACUCCCUUCAGACUUUUUGCAGUAAACACUGUCUUUUCAGAGUCUCCCAUACAGUGCUGCACAGUGUGACUGACAUUCAGUGUCUCCACCCUCUGCAUGGAGACACUGAACUUUACCCAUAGAGAUACAUUGAUUGAAUGUAUCUCUAGGAGGAGAUGUUGAUUGGCUAGGGCUGUGUUUGGCUUGUGCUGGCUCUGCCCCUAAUCUGCCUCCUUGACAAUCCUAUGGGGAAGCUUUGUAAUUGUUUUUUAUUCAACACUUCUGAUAUCAGACAAGCAGGCAGAUCAGGGGCAGAGCCAGCAGCAGCAGACUGGAAUACAUGUUAGAUUUGUAGGGGUGCCAGGGGGGGCUAGAUGGUGUUUGUGUUCCUGACCCUAUAGUGUUCCUUUAACUUUUUUGUCAAAAAAAAAGAAACACAUUUUGCAGAUUCAAAAUGUUAAAUACAUUCUGUAAAACAAAAUACUGUAUAUACUCGAGUAUAAGCUGAGUUUUUCGGCACAUUUUUUGUGCUGAAAAAGCCCCCCUGGGCUUAUACUUGAGUCACUGUCUGUGUUAUGGCAACUUACAUUGCCAUAAUACAGACCAGGUAUUUGUAAUGAGCCCGGCGGUCCUGUUGGGGGCUGGGAGCAAGCUGUUACUUACCUUUGCAGCAGCUCCGUUCAGCUCCCUUCACCUCUGUUCCGUUCAGUUCCCCAGUGUAAAUCUCGAGAAACACGCGGCCGUCAGAGCAUUGCCGUGGCACGCAGACCGCGAGAUUUACACUGUGGAGCUGAACGGAAUGGAGGUGAAGGGAGCUGAAUGGAGCUGCUGCAAAGGUAAGUAACAGCUUGCCCCGGUCCCCCCACUGCACAGCCCAUCCACUGGACCACCAGGGAUUGAGAUAGCCCUCCCUCCCUGGCCAUGUACCAAGCAGGGAGGGGGGGACAAAAAAAAUGAAAUAUCGAAAAUAUUAAAAUAAUAUUAUAAUAAAAAAUAUAUAUUUAAUAAUAUUAAAAUAAAAUAAUAAAAAUGCCCUCGCCCCACCAAGGUUACACACACUACACAAACACACACACACACUCUGCAUCAUAUACACAAACACUGCAUUCACACAAACACACACUCUGCAUUAUAUACACACACACUGCAUUAUAUAUAUAUACACACUGCAUGCAUACAAACACACACACACACACACACACACACACACUCUGCAUUAUAUACACACACUGCAUUCAUACAAACACACACACACUCUGCAUUAUAUACACACACUGCAUUCAUACAAACACACACUCUGCAUUAUAUACACACACACUGCAUUCAUUAUAUACACACACAUUGCAUUCACACAAACACACACAUUCUGCUUUCAUUAUAUACACACACUACACACAAACACACACACACAAACACACUGCAUUCAUUAUACACACACACACACACACACACACACUGCAUUCAUUAUAUACACACACACACACACACAAACACACUGCAUUCAUUAUACACACACUACACACAAACACACACUGCAUUCAUUAUAUACACACACUGUAAAUACAUAUUUUUGGGGAUCUAAUUUUAUUUAGAAAUUUACCAGUAGCUUCUGCAUUUCCCACCCUAGGCUUAUACUCGAGUCCAGUUUUUUGUGGUAAAAUUAGGGGCCUCAGCUUAUAUUUGGGUCGGCUUAUACUCGAGUAUAUACGGAGUAGUAACAAUCUCAGUAAAAUACAUUUAAUUUAAAGGUUUAUAUAUAAUAAAAUAUAACAUUUCUAAGGUCUGAAUACAUAUUAAAGGUACUGAAUUUUUUUGCAGAGUAUCAUUUUUAUCAAGUUUAUUUGUUUCUGUUCUUUCUUUCUUAUUAUUUCUAGGCAAAAACUGGAUUAUUGAUGAAUUUGAUGGGGGUACUUCUUCUCAGUCUGGCCAUGAAUACCUGGGCAUCCAGUAUUUUUCAGCUGGGCACCUUUCCCGACUGGGUCCAUCUCCCGUCCAGUAAUAUCACCGGUCUUGCAGCGGGAAUACAGAAUGCCACCAUGGGUGGCUGAACACCUAAUUUAUGGGACGCUUCCGUCAGCUGGCAUUGGUAUAAAACAAGACACUAAGACACUAACAGCCUAACUUUUAAAGAAAGAGCACUUUCUUGUUACCGGUUCCAGUAACUAUAAAUCAGUCACUUUUAAAGCGUUACAGUUGUAUCGCCGCGCGUUUCGCAUUCUGUGAUGGAUUCAAAAUAUGAACAAUAACAGGGCUAUUUACUAAAGUGAGAAUUUCAAGUGAAUGUUAGAUUUAAGGACACAUAGCCAAACUGCAAAAAUGGUCUAUUCGCUUAUGCUUUCCUUAAAUUGUAAAUUUUCUUUGUAUUCACUUUAAAAAUCUCACUUUAGUUAAUAACUCUAUAAGCUGCUUGACUUGUUAAAGUCUAUAAUAAUGUUGACAGUCCUGAUUAUUAUUAUUAAAUUUUAUUUAUGAAGCUCUAACACACUCCCCAGCCAUGUACAUGGGUACAAUUAGUACAAGUAAAAAGACAAAGGUACUAUACACCUUGGACAAUGCCGGUGGCCAUAUGUGGUACUGUAGGUUUAGAAGAUACUUUGAAAAUGCAUAUUCUCUUUUCAGCUGCCUAAGAGUCCAUUGCAUAUCCGUCUCUAAAAUUGUUAGAAAAUCGUAUGGGUUGAUACUGUAAACACAAAAUAUUUUAAGAUAUUUUUAUAAGAAAUGUGUUAUUUGAUGCCCUCCAUUUCUCUUUAAUAUGGUAUUUAUCAAUCUCCCAUUUCUCGUAAUGUUUCUUAAAAUGCACCUAAACCCUUAUUUUCUGUAGAGUCAUUAAUUACCGAACACUGUUUUAAGACUUCCUCUUAAAUCUAUUGUUCCAAGACCAGAAAAAGUGCCCUUUUAGGUCUGUGUGCAAGUUUAUUUUAGAUUUGUGUGUAUAGCGAUUGUUUGAAAAACAUGUUGCUUUUUUUUUAAAUGUUAAUUUUUUUUAGUCUUUUGUAUUUACACCUGGUAACUUAAUGGUUCUGGGGUUGGCAGUAAAUUGCUGGAUCAUUACGACCUACCUCUGGUCUGUAAAAUGAGUUGGGAAAGUUUAGCUCCUCCCAGUCUUCACUUGGCUCCGCCCACGUACAAUGUUUCCAUUUUCAGAUGUUAGAGCAUAAGAGGCAUUUUUCUGUUAUAUUUUGCACUGUAUUCAAUGUGUUCCGUUUUUUUAUUCAGAUACCUCCAAACGCACAGGUUCCACUAACAAUCACUGAUUUUUGCUGCUGAAUAAUCUGAGCCUAUAGUAUGAUAUACAAAUUAAUUAUGGUCUGUUUCAGUGGUUGUGCAGAUAAUUUGUUACUCAACCCUAUGACACCUAUACGGUUCACAACGAAUGUAAAUCUUGUGUGUUAAUAAUAUAUAUUAUGUCGUAAAUCUAAACAUCCACUUUAAAUAAUUUUAUUGAUACAUUUUUUUAAGCCAUGGUAGUUUUGUAAUAUAUUUUAUUGUGUACAAUUGUAUGACAUAUUUCUUUGUAUAGGUCUAUUUUAUUGUAUUAAUAAAUGGAAGGAUGGUAGAUAAUUCAAUGACCUAUUUAAAGUAUGUCACACUUUUCGCACUGGGAUUUUUUCUCUACCAGCUCUGUGUCUGUGCUUGUAUUCGUUAAACGGGCCGAAACAUUUUAGAGCGUUUUGACAAAAAAAUUAACCCAUACCCUCUUCAGUCUCUUCAGUAUAGAAAAUAGACUUGGAGACUUGUAUAUGGUCUGCAAUUUGUCCGUAUUUGAGACAAUUGGGUGAUCAGUUGGUUUCCUAACCUCCAGGAACCAGUCGAAACAUGCAAUAGACAAGCAUGUUCGUGUUGAUUUGGGAUUGUGAAUUCUGCCCAUGGUGCCAAAUAUAUUUAAUAAAUAUAUAAUAUGUAAAUACAUAAAUAUAGAUUUUUUUCUACUCUCCUUUUUUCUGUAUUGGUUACUUUGUCUCAAUAGAUCUGUGAACCAAAUACUCCUAUCUGUGUACUGAAAACAUAUAUAUAAUAUUAUACUAUGUAUAUAUUUAGCUGGACACUGAUGACCUAUUUUGUUUUUUCUGAUCCAUUUCCCGAAUCGUUUUUUUGCUGCCGAAAUUCUGCCGAGCUAACCGACACAUGGCUGAAAUUCGGCUGUCCUGAAAAGAUGUUUUAUAUUUGCAAAAAUGUUCCGGCCGAACUGAAUUUUCUCACCAAGCAAGUCUAACAUAAAGCAGAAUUCUUCACUGACAAUAAGAAGGUGGAAAGAUCUGGGCGUAGGUUAAGAGAAUUAAAGGCCAAAAGAGUUGCACUGGGGAAAAAAAAUCCCCAUGCCAGCUAUGUUUUAGCUCAGCUUUUUUGGCCUCAAAUUUGCUAUUCCCUCGUGAAUUCUUCACAAUUCUCUGUUUAUUCAAUCUUGACUGUAUUGUAUUCUCUUUUUUCCUUGUAUUUGUAUUUUACAGUCCACAGCGCUGUUGCCUUUUCACCUUAUACUUAUUGUCUUAUUACUGAUAUUGUAUUUUCAGAUAUUUUCUGACCCCCCCAUGCAUUUUCCCCACUCCAUUUUGGUGGGAUAAGCAUUAUAUUUCAGUCUAGGUGUGAACUGGAGCAUUAUAUGGCUGAUGCCUUUUUGGUUUAAGGGAGAGAAGGUUUAGCACCAUAAUCACUUUAUAUUCCAAACAACUGUCAAUACAAAACCGACAUAAAAAACUGACAAACCAAUAGUGUUUUAUAUGUAUUUAUAAUAUAAAGGUUACUUCUGUAGGCAAAUAUUUUCCUUUUAAAUACUUGAAAACUGCAGCAAUGGCUGUAAUUCGCUUUCAGUGAAAGUAUUUAUUUUUCAAAUAAUCUGCCCUGGGCCCAGUUUUUACUUUGCGGAAUUUGUCUUGUUGUAAAAUAUGCUUUUUAAACACGUUUCGUGCAUUCUUAAAUCGUAAAACUCUUCUAAAACAACUAUAUGCUAGAAACAUGAAUUCCAAAUUGAAAUACCGAAUGGCAUAAUGACAUAAUCACAGAAUGGCGAUUUCAGACCGAAUUCUGCUGUUUGAAUUUCAGUUCUCUACGGUUAGAAGUUUAGUGAAUAAGUUCCUCAAAUGCAUUAGUUCUUUCUCUUGCAGUUGUGAUCUCUCAAACAAUAGACGUCACACAUUCUACACAUGUCAAUAAUUUCAAGAAUAACUUUAAAGGGACGCUAUAGAGUUAGGACUACAAACUCUAUAGUGUUCUCCUCAGCAGUUAGAUUCAGGCCCCCUGAAUCAAAUUUUUAAAAAAUAGAGAAAAAGAUUUAGUUUAGCAGUCCCUGUAGCUGUCCGAUAACGCUUUGUCCAGUGCCGUUUUCCUCCAAUCAGAUGUUCUCUUUGAAAGCAUUUGAGGAGGUUAGUUAUAAGAGCCGACACUAACUCUGUUAUCACAGUGGAAGGACAUCUAAUAGCUGUCAGGGGUGUCUUGUGGCAGGACUAAAAUGACUGAAUCCAGAUCACUUCAUUGAGAUCUGGGUGUCCCUUUAAAAUAAUAAAAACAAUUGUGAAAAUAUAUAAAUGAAUUGCAUGUUUUGGUACGAUAUUCUGAACUGGAUUGUUAUAAUCAAAAUAAGCAAGAAUGAAUCAAGUUGGCUGUGAACAACAAUUUAUACAUUUAUGUAGGUAAGAAAUGCAGAUGACAAAAAAAAAAUCAAAUUCUCCAUUUUAGCUGUAUUUAUAACCUCUCACCGUAGGCUAAACUUGUUGAAUUGGUGUUAGUAUGUGACCUGACAGAUUAUUAGCAAUUUUGGGAAAGGGUGUAUGAAAAACAUGCACGAAAAAAAAUUGAAAUAGCAAUUAUUCAAUUUUUAACACCUUAAGGACACAUGACGGAAAAAAUCCGUCAUGAUUCCAUUUUAUUUCUGAAGGUGUGUCCUUAAGGGGUUAAUUUUAAAAAUAAUGCAAUCUACUAAUCCGUUAAUUCUAUAGAAAGUUAUUGGCAAGUUUCCUAUAGUUACAAAUUAGAACUAUGCUACCAAAAAAUAGAUCUCACAACACAUAUUUCUACAGGAAUGUGUUAAAAUAAAAAUACUUAUUGUUUGUUAAUUUAACAUGGUAGAGCAGAUAUAUUUGGUAUGUUGAUUUUUGCUACUUGAAAUAUAGAGAGAAAACAUUAGAUGGAGCUAUUGACAUUUUUGACAUCCUGUUCAUUUUUACGAUAAUAUUUUCAGUUGCAGCUGGCUACUACGUAACCCUCCUUCGACUUAUAUAAGAUUUCUCAAUAAAGUUUGAAUGAAUGUUCCUUUCUCAAUGGUCCUUUAUACACUUUUGGCAGUUACAGUGCAUUGUAUUUUUACAAUUUCUAUUUUAUAAAUGCAAAACGUGUGUAUAUAUAUAUGUAUAGAAUUUUAUUGAUGACUUUGUGACACUGUGAUGAAUGACGAAACGUGAAAUAAAGUUUAUUGAUUGACCUGUGAAAUGCGUGGUCCCUUUCUCAGCCGUUGAUUAAUAAUGUAUAAAUCUGGGGAUGGUUAUGGGAUACUCUGAUAUUAUCAAAGAGAAAUUCUGCACUUUAAAUCUGAACCAUUUGAGGAAAAUCUGCUUUCUGCGUUUUACAACAUGUAGUAAUUGAUGUUGCAUAGGAGGUUUUCCUACCUUCCAAUGACUGUCAAGUGGGGCCUUUUCAUCUGAACAGAGACUAAUAGGGUAAUUCAAAGUGAAUUCAAAGUAAAUUUCAAAUCUAAGGUCAGAGUUUCUGAAUUCACAUUGAAUUAUGACUUUAGUGAAUAACCUUGUAAGUCUUGCCUGGUGUUGGGUAGAGAAACAAAAGAGCUGUUCAACACCCUAUGCAUGACGGAACUUGGGCACCCCCUAAUUUACAUUUGACCCACCCCUCCCUGUCAAGACCACACCUUCUUCUUAAAGACUAACACACACAUUGACUGACAGACACACAUGGACACACACACUCACUGACAAACACAUGCACUCAUUGAUUUAACACAAUCUGACAGACACAGACACAAUCACUCACUCACUCACAGACACCCUGACAGAUACACUCACUGACAGACACGCACCCACUCACUGACAUACACACAUAAUCACUCAGACACACAACCACCCACAUUCACUGAGAGACACUCUCUCACUCACUCACAGACACACUGACAGAUACACUCACACUCACUGACAUACACACAUAAUCACUCAGACACACAACGACCCACAUUCACUGACAGACACUCACUCACAGACACACAUUGACAGACAUACACACAUUCACUGAGUCACACAUGCUCACUCAGACACACAAACAUUCACUGACAGACACACACGCUCAUUCACAGACACUCACUGACAGACAUACACACUCAUUUCCACCCAACACUUAGAUAACUGUUUUUUGUUUUUUUAAAAUCCACCCAGCCUCCCUACCUUCAGGAGAGCUGGGUGGAUAUUUCUCACCUGUGGUCCAGUGGGGCUGCUGGGCUAGCUGAGGCCGGGCUGUUGGGUAGACAGGCAGGCAUGCGGCCAGUUCUGUUCCAGGCAGUCGGGAGCACAAAGCAUGCAGUGAGGGUGCUAAGCUCUUACUGCUCAGUUCCCUCGCGCGUCGCAGAAUAAUGCCGGGAGUCGGAGUGACUCCUUGCAUUACACUAGGGCGCGCGAGGGAGCUGUGGGCCCCCUGAGGCAUGCUUUGCGUGCCCGACCGCCUGGGACAGAACUGGCCGCAUGCCUCAGGGGGCCCACAGGUGACCCCUUAAAACGAGGCUAACAAGGUAUUUGCCUGGGCAUUUGGGGGCGGCAUUUUUUGCCUCCCCAUGGAAAGUGCCGCCAAAGGCAAAUGCCUUGUUAGCCUCGCAGAAGAUACAGCGCUGAUUACGUAGAGGAGUGUGAUGUCACCCUGGACUGGAAAUUACAUGGGAAUAAAAGUGUUUUAUAUUGAACUCUACAUCACAUAGCUCGGCAAACUCUUCCAUAGCGAUUACGGGUGAGAGGGACUAAGGCCUAGCCAAUUGUGUCAGAACAAACAUUAUUAUUUAUUCUAUAAACUCUGAAUUCUACUGAAUUGAAAUCCAAAUUUUAGGCAAAAAAAUAAAAAAAGCUGGAAAAUGUCUCCAACUAAGCUAUUAUAUGCUUAUAUUUCAGAUUACUGAAUAAUUCUGCAACAACACAUAUUUUAUGCUUUUUUUAAAGGACAAAAAUUACUUUAAUUUGAUGUAACAUUUACAUAUAUAAAUUAAAAUUAAUUGUAAAAAAUACAGACCCCUUCAAAUCUCCUGUCAGAUGGAACACUCAGUACUUUAAAUGUCUGUGCAGUGCUCACUUUGGGUGAGUACAUCAGUCAGCUCACCCAUCAAUGUGGGGACACUAAUUCUGGCCCCAGCUGACAGAGGGGUACCCAAUGCAUUUGAAUGAUACCCUGAGUUCCCCAGUUACCAGCAGGGGAACAGUCCCUGAUGGUAAAAUGUUGCUUGCAAAUUAUUCUGUCAUGGGUCCUUUAGGCUGGGAUAACCAUGAUAGAAUAAUUCCGUCAUUGGUCAGGAAGGAGUUAAUUAUUAUCCUCUCCCCCCCCUUGCUGCUUGCCCUUAGUCUCUAACAAAAACAGACAUUAUUUGUGAUGGCUGCUGGGACUGGACAAAGGUUGAUGGCAGAUUUCCAUUAUCCUCUCUACUUUAGUUCCCCCACUGCAUUAGGGUAAAAUGCGUGACUGCAUGGGGAGGCAGGGUCCAGCAGGGGCCAAGAAAAAAAUGCUUUGCCCAUGGUCCUAUUAAUAUUAUAGAUGGCUCUGAUCUAUGGUCAAUAUUUCAUAAAAAAAUAUAUCUUUAUGAAAUGGUAAAAAGUGAAAGAUUACUUAAAAUUUAGUAAUUCACUGUUAAUUCAUCUUGAAUCCUCACUUUAGUGAGUUACCCUAAUCAUACACCUGUGUAAUGAAUUGACUGAUUAGACUAAGCAUUGAAUGACAAGCCAAUUGUGGUACGUACUUCUCUGCAAUAGUAGGCCAUGGAUUGGCUGAGAGAUUUCAGCCAGUUCCUGGUUUCAAUUAAUGAAGGCAGUCAGUCAAGCAAAAAGGGCAAAAUCCUUGGAGAAUUCUGAGACACUCAGAUAUUAAUCUUGACAUUAAUUAUUUAUUGUUUUUAACACAUUUUGUAAUGGCUGCUUUAAUCAAGAGCAAUGCAUUCUCUUUCCCAGCAUAUUAGAUAAUGAACCAUGUGUGACUUAACACACCUCUCAAGUAUAUUACUUGUUCAUAUAUAGGGACUGUUGUCAUGUAGAUUUCCAAAUUGAAAAUAACAAUGUUUUAUUUUUAAAAUUGCAAUUGUCUCCCUCUGCAAGUAAAGCAGUUGUUCUAAUUCAGAAAUAAGAAUGAAAAAAUAAAUAAAUAAAUAUAUAUAUAGUAUAACAAUAUGCUCUUUGCCCACAAGGUGGCAGAAUCACUUCACCAUAUAUCAAUGUACAUUUUUCUGUAAUAUUAAGCUAAAAUGUAUCCCAGUAUCCCAAGUCUGAUUGACACGAUAGUAGGGGGAUAGGGAGAUAGAGAGACAUGGAAAUAGAGAGAUAUAGAGAUAGGGAGAUAUAUAGAUAGAGAAAUAGAUAGACACAGGGAGAUAGACAGACAGACAGACAGACAGGGAUAUAGGGAGAUAUAUAGAUAGAGAAAUAGAUAGAGACAGGAGAUAGACAGACAGACAGACAGACAGGGAGAUAGGGAGAUAUAUAGAUAGAGAAAUAGAUAGACACAGGGAGAUAGACAGACAGACAGGGAUAUAGGGAGAUAUAUAGAUAGAGAAAUAGAUAGAGACAGGAGAUAGACAGACAGACAGACAGACAGGGAGAUAGGGAGAUAUAUAGAUAGAGAAAUAGAUAGAGACAGGCAGACAGACAGAUAGAUAGAUAAAUAGAUAGAUAGAUUCAGACACAGACAGGCAGACAGGCAGACAGAUAGCAGAUAGAAUGUGUGUAUCACACAGCUCCAUGGAAAUAAACCUGGCAGCGGUGUAUUGUAUAUAAGUGAGGUAUUCACAGCACUGUGAAAAUAUCUCUAUCUACAGAUCUUCAAUAAUAUUUAUGGUAACAUACAGAAUAAAUGAUGAUAUUACGGUGUGAAUGGAUCCGUCACAGGAUUCUAUGGUAAUAGCAUUUAGCUGUACGCAAUGUAUUUGAUUGUACUUUUGAGUUCAACAGGAAUACAGCUCACAGUAAUGUGCAGUGCUUAUAAAUGUUUCACAGAGCUCCACAGCAGUAAACUCACAGUAUGCACAGUGUGAAUUUGUGCAUCACAGAGCUCCACAGCAAUAAAACUCACAGUAAUGUGCUGUUUGUAUAAGUCCUUCACAGAGCUCCACAACAUUAAACAUCAUAGUAAUGUGGUGUGUACAGGGCCAGUGUACAGAGCCAGGCAAAUUAGGCAGUCACCUAGGGCGCAAUGUUCUGGUGACCGACAGGAAGAGAGCGCUCUCCUCCUGCCAGUCACU